GAAGUGCAGGUGGGAAAAUGGGCUGAGGUUGUAACAAGGGGGAUAUGGACUGUAUUGGGUGCAAGGGUUGGAUGGGCACUGUUGUAGGAUUAGGUGCUGUAGUGGGUGCAGGGGGUUUGCAUUUUUCACCCCCAAUUUCUGUCUCUACAUGAGCACCAGCAGCAAAAAAAGCUUGUCCUUAUUUUCUAAGCCCAUGAACACUCUGCAGGAGAGGACAUAGCAGGAAGUGAUGUCACUUCCUAGCUCCAGACUCAGCCUCUUCUCCUCAUAGAAUGCACAGCAGAUGAGAUAAUGGAGAAUACAUGGCACAGGUAGAGCAAUGUCACAUCCUGUUCCUGGCUACGAAUCAUUUCUGGCAAUGGCUUCUGGUAUCCAGUACUCUUUUUACAAUUCAUGUUUUUUUUUUUUUUUUUUUCUGGUUCUCUUUUACAUGUCUGGUUUUCUUUAUGCUGGGUUUUCUGGGUUCAUUCCUGUAUUCCGUUCCUGCAAUUCCCAGUCUCUUGGAUUCCUUUAAAUGUUUGUUUUUUGUUGCCACACCCGUUCCUUUCCCAUUAAUCCUUUUUGUUUCAGUCUGGUCCUGCUGACAGUGGUUUCAUUAUCUCUGCUCCUUUCUUUGCAGGUAAGUGCUGCAUGUUUUUUUUUAUUGUUUAUUUAGGCAUACAUAUCUAGGCAGUGGUUGGCUGCAUACAUCUUGGCCAUUUAUGUAUGUCUAUACAUUAUCUCCCAUGUUUAUUGCACAUAUUAGUAAUUAGUUAUGUCUCCUCUUGUUUUGCCUUGUAGUUCUUGUCUUGUUUUAUUUUGCCUUGUAUUCCCAGUUCAUGUACAGUCCUGUCAUGUCAUGCCCUUUCCAUGUCCUAAUCAUGUUUUCCUUAUGUAUUGUGUACAUGUUCUGCUUUCUGUCCUUCUUCGGUUCUGGGUUCUUCUAGUCUUGUCUUGCUAUCUUCUUUGGUGCCUGUUCUUGUCUUGCCUUUUUUCUAGUACUGGAUACAUAUCUGCUGCAGAGCCUCCCUAUUCAGAUCCUAGGUGGUCUGCAUAUAGUCAUCUGGGAUCCGCAGAAGCUGCAUCAGGGCCCUGGUAUGUGGCCGCACAAAGCUGGUGCUCAACACCAGGGGGCAUGCGCUUACCCUGCACCAGGCCCUGAUAAUCCAUUUCCACACAGUGACACCUACUAUCAAGACCAGGAAUACUGGGUCUCAGUCACCGGACCGCCACCCCUAACAAGCAAUAUCACUGCCAGGUUUCACUCAGAAGGUUUGUGGGGUGGGGGGUGUCAUUUACCACAACCCCUGCAACCUAUCACUGGAAUAUGUGCAUGCAUUGGAAUUUUGCCUUUCUGACUGUUAAUCUGGGCCCUUUGGCUGCCACUGGCCCUUAUUCAUGACCGAUGUGCCAAAGUGAUUUGUCUGCUCCUGCCUGAAUGCAUGUCAUCCAUACCUAAAGAUGUUUAGCACUGUACCUAUUUAAGCACAGAACCAGUAAAUUUCAUGGUAAGAAAUGGUACUGCAGGCAGAUUGACAACACAGUUCUGGAUUCAUCCAACACAUGACAUAACAUAUAUUUAAAAAUACCAGGUUUACAUCUAUACAUAAGAGAUUUGCACAAAAGAGUUUGGGAACGCUAUUUUUACUUGGUAGAUUCUUGUUUGGGGACUCAUUGGCGGAUUAGAAGGAUAGUAAUCUUCCAGGAGAUUUCAUACCUUUUUUUUCUUAAUGUUUCUGCAUAUCCCAUUCCAAAACCCAGGUGCUGAAGGAUUAGUGAAGAGAUUCAUCUAAUAGGGUGAUUAUUUGUUUUAUUUUUUGUUUUUAUUUGAAAGGGUCUUCUAUUAAUUAGAUAUGCUUUAUUCAUGAAUAUUUUUUUUUUUAUUCCUCAUUAUUAUAACUAUGUGAAAUAACGGCUUGUCAUAAACAAUAGUGUAAAUAAUGUAUUAAAUAUAAAUACUUUUUAUUAACCCUGCUUUAUAUAUAAUAAUGCAUCGCAAAUCUAUUUGGAACAAGUGUUAUAGUGCAUAAAAUGACAAUUGAUAUUUCCUACAAUGCAAAUAUUUUAAACAUUGUAGCAUAGAACACUCUUUAUACAGUGUAUUAUGUGCUUAGAUUAACAACAUUGCUUGUAAGAAAAAGAUAAGUCUAAAGCAUUGUUUCCUAAUUUUAUCUUAAUUAGCCAUUCAUGUGGUUAAAAUUGCUGACUAGAGUAUGAAACAGAGUCUUGCAUCUUAGUUUUAUUAUGCUUUUGUAUUUUUAAUGCAACAUAAAUAGCUCCUAAUGCAGCUGUAAUUGAUAUGUUGUAUACUUUUUAGUGUGGUAUUCUAAGCAUUAUUGUGAGGAAGUCAUAUAAUAUAAACCAAUUAAAAAAGUUGACUUAUUUUUUUUUUAUUUUUUUUUAUAAGUGGUCAAUUUAUAUGAAAUAAUCAAGAUUAAAAGCUCAGUAUUAUAUUUUCAUAUUACUCUGGUCUAAAAGAAGAGAAAAGCAUAUUACUGGAGUCUAAUCUGAAAAUGUAUAACCAUUAAGAAAUUAUAAUAUAUAUAUAUAUAUAUAUAUAUAUAUAUAUUUCCUUAUUAGCUUCCUUAUUUUUUGUGAUUUGCAAAAAACAAAUAACAAAACUGUCCAUUAGAAUAUCUGGGAAUUCUAAAAGUACUGCACAAGUACUAUAUUAUGACAAAAAUAGUGUGCAAACACUGCAUUUUUCAAAUGCCAUUAACAGAAUAGUGAGAGUAAAAUCCGACAACAAAACAAUAACUUGUAAUAAUAUUCAACAUUUUGCUACUUUUUCCUCUACUCUUAAAUUGUGCCAAGCUCCUCUCUAUAUGACACAUUUCCCCAUAUAUUUUUAAUUACCAGAAAACAAUUAUUUAGUUCAUUAUUUCUCCCAUUUUGCAGAACAUUUCCUUUACUACCACAUUGCCACAUGCUGGCAGUUGCUCACUAUAUAUUACUCCAUAUCCCAAAAAUAAUGAUAAUUCUUGUAGUCUUUUAUCUUUCCCCUUUCCUUUGACCCAUCCCCCGACAACUAUCUAUUUGCUCCUAUAUUUUUGACUAAGUAUGGCUAGUGAGACAUCAUCCAUAAUAGUUACCUCCUUUAAUGUCAAAGGUUAAGUAUUAUGCAGACACCCCCUCACUGACCUACCUCGCGCUCCCAAGUUGCAAUCACCCACGCCGACCGCUCACGUUCAUGUAAACAGUACCUCUGUUCACACGAAUGCCACUUACCAGAUACAGCACCUCUGUUCGUACGAACGCUACUCACCUAUACUACAGACAGAACUCCAUUCAUACAGACGCUUGCUCCUGAACACAGCAAGAACAGAAGUCUGUUAGUGAGAAUGCUGCUUCUUACACGUGCGACCACACAGAAGGAAGAACUUCAGGAGAAUCAAAAGGCGUGCGCGCCAACACAGAGCCUUUUAAAGGUACAGGAGGUGGAGACUAGGGUGGAACCUCAAUUAACAAGACCACCCACUUCCCCUAUUUAAGUCGCACACAUCUUUCGCUCAGUUGUACUGUGCUCCUGAUUGUAUAUAUACCUUCAGAGACUUAUAUCCUGAUCCUGAUCCUGUUCCUUAUUUUGAGCCUUGCCUGUAUGAUCGCUUCUGAACCUGUGCUGCCUUUGGCUUCCCCAACUAUUCUCUUUGUCUAAUCUUUUGGCAAACUUGGUUAUUUAUUUGCCUUCAGCAUCUAUCUGUAUCUUGGGCUCCAUCCACUAAACUGAGUUACCAACACUCAUAGAUUUCAGAAUAUAGACAGAAAAAAAACAAAUGGGAUACGGCUGUUUAAAUCUAAAAAAAGAUCAUGAAACACAAAGUAGUGUGAUUCAGUUAAAUAAAGUAAUAUGUGCAGUAAAUGGAUGCACUCACAGAAUUGAAGUAUUAGUUGUACUCAAUUGGUGCCUCCCCCAAUGAUGGAUCCCUUACCACGUUCCUUAUAUACCAGUUGAAAGCAAGACUCAAAAUAAGGAUUUUGAAAAAAGGAGCAGCUUUAUUACAGAUAAAAAGGUGAAUUGACACCAAUAGAAUAUUAGAAGAUAAGCAAUAUGCAUUUCAUCCCAUUCUAUUGGGACUUCCUCAGGGACCUAAAACCAAUAUCAGUAACAAUCAUACGAAAAAAAAGCAGCCUAUGAAAAACCACCCGAAGUCCAUUUAAAUAGUGCCAAUUCCCAAGCUCUAAUGGUGGUUUCAUGGGCGUCUUCAUUCGUCUGGGAUCCAAUCAGUCCGUUAUUUUCAUCCAGAGCAGCUGUGAGGCUUCGGUGAUCUCCUGGUCAAAUUGUUUUCUUUCUCGAUCGUUGAUCGUAGACCGGAAGCAGACGGAAAAUUGGAUACUUUUGUGUGUUCCAUUGUGCAUUUCACCGGGUGCAUAAUAGAUGUAAUAUACUCCCUCUAGAGGUCUCCAGGGGGAGUUCCAAAACAAUUAACACAAGGAAAGACAAAAAAAAUCAUACUGUAUGUCUGCCAAAGAGAAGUGGUGUUAUUUUCUUGCCAAACAUCUCUCAUUUAGAGGUAAAGUACCAUAAAAUGUCACACAGAUAAUUAACAUUCUCAUCUUAUUCACUUUAUGUUAUAUGCAGAUUUAAAACACAAAGUUUAAAGUGACAAGUGCACAAAUAAACAUAAUUAUAAGUUAGGAAUUUUUUUAACUUUAGUAUGUUCUUGUUAAAAAUAAUAAAUAAAAAAGAUACAAUUACUAUACGUAUGUCCGCACAUACCUAUCUAAAACAAAAAGUUAAUAUCUCGUUCAAAAGACGUCAUGAGAUAUUGUAAAAUACUAGUUGUAAAACAGAAAACAGAAGCGAGAAAUUAAUUGAAGUGGAAAGCAGAGACCACCAUGAGUAAUAAAGGUGGUUAUGGUCAUUUGGCAUGAAACUCUAAACCAAGUUAUGGAAAAUGAAGUUAUCGGAAGCAGACCAGGUCUAUGUCCUUAAUCAGUCCCUUAGGUUCUAAUAUUUGUAAUCUGUGAAUCCAGUAGGUUACACGUUUGGCGAGUUGUUUAACCCUAUCCUCGCCCCUCCAGUAAGGUAAAACUCUUUCUAUACCUGUACAUUUAAACUCUUUGAUAGAGAAUUUUGGACAUGAAUUACAGUGAACCGGGACCAAAUGUGUCAUAAGGCCUUUUCUAAUGUUGUUAAGGUGUUCCAUAAUGCGGACCUAAAGGACUCUUUUGGUGCGGCCAACACAUAAAUUCGUUCUAAUCUUGAAGUCUUCAUCCCCUUUCAUACUUUUCAAUUGCUUAAUUACAGAUGGUUGAGCUGGGUUAUUCCUACAGCCUAGACAAUUGCCACAUUUGUAGAAACCCACAGUCUCCAUGUUGUCAUUUUGUGUUCUGAUUUCUUUUAGCGUUGGAGCUAAUAUGGUCUUGAGAUUCGAUGCCCGUGAAUAGAUGACCCUAGGUUUUUCAUCCAAAAUAGUGCCUAAUGUGUUAUCUACCUUCAGAACUUUCCAAUGUUUAUUCAAAAUGUUUUUAACUUUCCCUGCCUGAAUGCUGGAGUUUUAGUAUUCAAUUUGAGUGGUUCUUUUCUACUCUCCAAAGUUUCUUCUGUUGGAAGGUUGAGAGCUCUUUCCAUUGCAUUAGUCAGCUUUUCUUCAUUAUAUCCUUUCUUGAGAAAUUGUGCUUUCAUCUCCUCCAUUUGGUUUUUGCAUAUGUCCAGUUCAGUACAGUUGCGCCUAAUGCGCCUGAAUUGUCCAUAUGGAAUAUUGUCAAGCCACGUCCUCUUGUGAUGACUAUAUGAGGGGAUAAAACUAUUACAAUCAACGGGUUUUUUGAACGUUUUAGUGUAGAUCAUCUCUUCUUUAAUAUAUAGCUCCAAAUCUAAAAAUUCAACUGAAGUUUUGGAAUGGGUAAAAGUAAAUCUAAGAUUAUAGGGAUUAAAAUUUAAGUACUUCUUAAAAUCUUCAAGUGAGGAUAAAUCCCCUUCCCAAAUAAAAAUACAGUCAUCUAUAUAGCGCUGCCACAGGACCAGGUUUGCACUAAAUGGGGAAUUAUUCCAAAUAAAUUCUUCUUCCCAUUUUCCCAUAAAAAGGUUUGCAUAACUCGGUGCAAACCUGGUUCCCAUGGUGUUGCCCUCUAUCUGUAAAUAAAACUUCUGUUGUGCCCAAAAGGAAUUAUGGCUUUGAAUAAAAGCAAUAGCCUGAACAAGGAAACUAAUCUGAUUGUUUUCUAAUUCUGAAUAUUUCGCAAAAGAGUGUUGGCUUCACACCCUUGGAGAUUAAGGUUCUAUCAACCAUCAAAUGGAAAAAAGAAUAUUUUUUAGUCACUGCGGAUGUGACGUCGUUAUACACGGUGAUUGAGCAUCUCCACGGUGAUUGAGCACAUUUUCAUCUGGCCGGUGAGAGAGAGAUAUUAACAACAUUGGACCCUCAGACUGUAAACUUGGUAUUAUCUGCUUUUUUCACUUGGAAUAUUUAUUUGUCUUUUAUAUCUAUGUGUAUGAUUUUGACAGUGUAUUUGUGCUAAUAAAAUCUUUUAUAGUAAACACUCUGUCGGCUACACUAUAUAACUGACACAGCUUUUUGGAUUUUUACCAUAGUGGGACAAUUUAUUUUCUCAAUUAUUAUAUUUAUCUUAAUGUUUACCGGUUCAUGUGUAUUACAGAACCCCUACUAGACCAACAUUUCAGCUAUUUCCAUUUUUCCUACCCCUCUAUAUGGGAGGAAAUGGUAUAAUUAGCUGAUACAUUUUUAUGUUACUUUGUGAAUACAUCCUGAAGCUACAAUUGAAGCUCCAUCUCCACAGAGUCCUGUAAUCACUAUUGUUAACUCAAUAGGCACCCAGUACUUAUAUUUUCAACCGCAGGUGGCGGCUAUUUCUACAGUGACACAGUGGUUAUGGUAGUCAUAUCGGGCCUCAUUAUCUAACUUAAGUAGUUACUCAUCAUUGUUUAUUGGUGUUUACCUAUUAAGUUGUGUUUGAUCUACUGUUGUCCAAUAGUAAGUUGUGCCUCUCUAGUUUAGUGGUUAGACUAAUCUCUUUCUCUAAAGCUUUCCUUCUGUAUCCCUUUUCCGUAGGUUUGUUCUUAAUGUGCUAUGACUGGAUCUCAAAAUCUCGGAGCUGUGUACAAUUACGUCUCAAGAGUGUAAAUUGUUCCUUAGCUUUUUCCUUAAGCCACGGUUGUUAAUGGCAACUUUUCUAAUGAACACAUCCGUUGCUGUCUGUUGGCUUGAAGAAACAUUUAGUUUUGAUCUGCCCAUUUUCACAGAACAAAGUUAAUCAAGAAAAUUAAUCUCGUCUUUGUUCCAUGUGGGGGUAAAUUUGAGAUUGUAUUGAUUAGUUUAGAAAAUAAACAACAUUUUGAAAACAAAAUGAAGACCCUUUCUAAAUAAUAACGUCAUCUAUAUACCUCCGCCAGAGCAGAGUGCAUCCAUUUACCUAGCAUAUUACUUUAUUUAACUGUAUCACACUAGUUUGUGUUUUAUGUUCUUCUUUUAGAUUGCUGGAUCCCAUGCUGGAUACUUCAUCAGGUACUAUUACGGGUCCCUUUUCUAAACUUAAGAAGUUACGCUCAGCAUUACUUAACUUGCAUCUGCAGGGCAUGUGGCGCUUUAAUCACCCUGCAGACAGAGAUUAUCCUACAACAGUGUGGGCAGCCCACAAAAGUAUAAUUAAAUGGCCUGUUAACUAGUACUGCACUAUAUGUUAAAAAAAUUGGUUUUAGUAACGAAAUAGUGAUGGCUAGGGAAAAGUAACUAAAUGGUGAUUCUAUAUGCAGAUCAAAUGAGACGUGAGUAAUAAAAAUUAUGGAUCUACAGUUGUAAUCAAAAUUAUUCAACUCCCAUUUUAAAUCAGGUUCAUGUUACAAAAAAUACAGACUUUCAGCUGUUUACAAUGAACAAGUCAAACAAAAGCAAUUGAAACAGCUCAACACAACAAAUGCUUCAAGUGGUUUUCAACUUUCAACUGAAAAUGCAACUUAUAAUGACUUCUCCAGUCUCAAUAUUAUUUAACCCCCUGAAUAGAAUCCCUCACAACAGCACAAAUAUGCAAAAUGGGUGUUGUCUUGAGCACACGUGACACAACUAAUCAAGGUCUUCAUUAGUUGCACCAGGUGUGUUUGAACUGGAACACCUGAAAUACGUGAACUGGCUAGGGGUUUGUAAAAAAAAUAGGUAUUUACUUGAAGAACAGAAAACAAAAAUAUCUUGACUAUUCAAUUAUAAAUAUGCCAGAUUGAGUAAAUUUCUAAUUAGUUUUUCCCUACAGUUAAAGGAAGCAUAUUUGUUGACCUUUCCUUUUUAAUGUUUCAUUAUAUAUUAUACCAGUAUACAAUCAGAACAUCAAACUGAAUUACAUUGAACAAUGCACUAAUACUAUUAACAAGUCAUAUUUUUAUUGAUAUUUUGGAUUAUUCCUUUUGAAAAACAUGUAACUUUUGUUUUUUUGGGGAAGGAAAUCUCAGCCUGACACUAUUUUAUUUCAUGGAUUUCCUACAUUAUAUAUUUUGAAUUAUCCAUCUAUUUUGUUCAGUUUGUUACAAUAUGUAAAAGCAUUGCAUGCAAAUAAAAAUACAUAUGUAAUUAGAAGUGGUAUAUUUAGUUUCAAUAAGCUCCUAAAUAUAACUCUGCUUAAAGAUGCUAUGUUUUCUUAUUAACGGAUUAGUGAAUCAUCUCAUAUAAACUUUAUAUAUUGAUAUACAGAUUACAUAAUAUAAUACUUACUUAUUAAUGUUCUACACCGGUUCAACAAGAUUUUUUAAACAUAACAUCACUAAUCAAAGAAGAAAAAAAAAACAUAGUAUACAUUACUGAUUAUAAUCCCUUAGUAUUACUUUGUCACUUAUACGGGUGAUGACUAGCUCCGUACAUUGCCCACAAGUGAGGAAAUCCAGAAAUAGCUACAUUGAGGCAUACGGCAAAUUUCGAGCAUACCAAAGUCAUAGGUAUUAUUUGGGCCUGCAAGGACAUCCGGUAUAGGCCAAUAGCAUCAUUUACUGGGCUGCCACAUGGACUUUGUGGUUUAUUUGCUGCAGUGUCCAUAUGGUAAACAAUGUGUUGGCCGCACCAAAAGAGUCCUUAAGGUCCGCAUUAUGGAACACCUUAACACCUUUAUAUAAACCCCUACAUGCUGAUUAACCCUUAAUAGGGAACACAUGGGAUGGGUGGCAGCAUUGUAACAUAGCUGUGUGAUACACCUAGGAGGGAGGAUCCCUCUAGAGGUUUGCCUUGACGUGGCAGGUGGACAUUCCCUCUCAUGGUCAUUGGAGUAACUAGGUAACCUCCAUUUGUUUAAAUGUACAUGAGGAUUUGGGAAGAGCGCAGGUAACUUUUUUUUCUUUAGGAUUAGGUAGUGUUAGCUUGGGUUUGGGUUAACUAAGUCAACUGUGAUUAUCUAGUGUUAAGUUUAGUUAGGUAUAAUGUUAGCUAGGGCUAUAUAUGGCUUGGGUAAGAUAUGGUUAGAUUGGGUUAGACAUGGCAUCAUAAAGCUUGAUUCUCAUCAGUAUGGUGACACAGAUGAUGUCACUUCAACGAAUAGCUUCUUUGGGAAGCAAGCAAAGAGGCGUGAUAAAUUUAGGGUGUUUUUUUUUCAAAUUUGACCUCUGUAAGAUCCCCAAAUCUGGAAAAAGUAUACAUGUGGGAUAUUGCUGUACUCAAGUGAUGCAGUGUCAUGCAGAUAUAGGAUAUUUGAAAUAGGUAGGUACUCAGGACUUGUUAUCCAUUAUAUUAAUUAAAUUUGGCAAACAUAAGUAAAAUGGUGAAUACUUUAUUUUUAUACAGUUAUUUUUAACAUACAUACUGCUUAAUACAUAUAAUAUCAUUGAAUAUAUAUAUAUAUGUAUAUAUAUAUAUACACACAAAAACAGAAAAAUAAUCCCUUAGGUUUUCAAGAAAAGCCGCGGCUUUUCUUAUUGCUGUUCACGUGUUUUUUUAGCAAAACUGUAAGUUUGUUCGUUUUGGUCUGCAUUGGGCCACGCUAUCACUGACAUUCCAUAUGUGUUCAGCCCAUAUUUGGCCUUUCACUAACCAGGGGGGCAUUAGCAUUUCAGUCCGUAUUCGUUCUUUAUCCGGAAUUUAUGGGGAAUUUCACUACAAACGCAAAUACAGCUUAUUUCAAUCACAACAUCACAGUGAUAGCACAAUUAGGUUCAUGCAUUCUGCUUACUGUAUUUGAACAUAUUGUAUUUUAUAAUAUACACUUUAGUUAGUCACCCUAAGUUAUUUGGUAUAUUACAUACUAUUAUAUAUAAACUUUUCAUAUUUGCAGCUUUUGUUACGUAUGUUCACCAGGCCUCAGUACCUAUAUGUAUUUCUUUAUGGUUGCCCUCUUGGUAUUCAGGCACUCACUGGGCCUAUAAUGUUAAUUAUGUAAUUAUGUGGCUAAGUGUUGCUACUGACUGUCUAAAUUCAUGUCAGGUCCGAACUUGGUAUGGUACUGCCUGUUAAUAAUCUGUCUUAUUUCCCUGUCUGUCAAUACUUACAUUGUUUUAGCCCUUUCUGGGCUACGCACGGGCAUAGUCAAUCGUAGUUUUAAAUUGUCGGUCAUAAUUAUGUCUGUUCUAUGGUUAUAUGGCUAUAUACAUGGCCCUCAUCUAAAUAUGUUAUAGUCACACUUCAAUCAAGACAUGCCACGAACCAGGUCCGCCACUUGGGGACACUCCACUGCCCAAAAAUGACACAAAAAAAACCUAAAAAAAAACUGCUUAGCAGAUAGAAUUUUUUUUAUUGGGAUUAUAUUUACAAGUGUGUCUUAACAAGCCCUACAGGGCCUCUAACACAUGGUACUGCCAUUCGAUUCGACCAUCACUAGCCUCAUAUUAAUGCAUGUUACUCUACAUUAUACUAGCAUUUGCUGUUGCUUUCAAACCUAUUGUGUCAUACCAAUUAUGUAUGCAUAAGUGUUAAUCAUCCUCCUAAGCAUUCCACAAGUAUGCCUUAUAAAUGUAUGUAUUAUAUAAAAAUAUUACGUUCACCAUUUCAAAAGCUAGACAUUUUAUAAAUAUAUGUCUUAUAAAUUCUGUCUCCUCCUACGUUUAGUGUACGGCCAUCACGGCCUCAAACCAAUUCAGCACUAUUGCAUUCUCGUGGUCCAAACCUCAUUCCUAUUGUAAAUUCUCUUUUAUACCUUUUGUUCAACUGGCUCAGUAAGUAUGUAUUGUAUAACUUUUAACAUGUGUAUCUCUUACUGUCUCUAUGUUAACCAUUUUACAAGCUAGAUGCUUAUUAUUAUUAUUGUUAUUAGUAUUUGCACCAGAGGUUUCUUUACUGUCUCAUUACUAUCAUAUUUCCUUUAAUCGCUACUUCUCCACAACUCUACAACCUAUAUUUUAUCUACCAAUCACCCCCUCCAUUACUUUUAUCACAGCCUCACGUGGCCACCCUGCACCUCAGGACUUACCCUGGGCCCCUUCUCGGACUCAGAUACAUUGUCCUUGGAAAAGGCCAUGGGACUUUGCAACAUCCGUUUCACGUGACCCUCAGUGGGCAACAUACUAUGUUCCUAUUUCAGCCCUUCAUUAGGUUUUUCAUUUGUAUACUACUACACCACACUACACAAUAUCGAUAAAUUAAUCAUACCUUUCUAUAUAACUUUCACUUGGUCAUCCUCCUGGGGAACCUGUAUUCUUCAUCACAUGUCUUGUCCCUACCCAUGUCAAACACUGUGGUUCAGCAGUAUCUAUUAGGUGGGGUCAUCAUCACCUACAUAGGACACAGCCUAAAUAUACUCACAUGUUGCAAACGAUUCAGUGUCAUCAAUACUGUCCAGAUCUUGAUUAAUUAAAUACCUUUAAACAUGGUCCUUACUUGACCUUUACUACAUUCGCUUCACAAGGCCCUCUAUGUGCAACCCAAUACAACACAAUUUUGGGUUUGAAAGGAGGGGCCUGCUUUAAAAGGGUUAUAAACUGCCUAUCUUACUUAUUACAAUUAUACGCUUAGUCGCGCUAGACCUACACCAACCCAACCUAUAUUUCCCUCUGUGAGCCUAAGGAAUCCAGGAAACCUUACUCCUUCAUCCAAUAGGUUUUAUCCUUACUCCACAUAUUAAGCUACUUCGGUCUAGCACGGUAUUGACAACGUUACAUACGGCAAGUCACCUACAUCUAGACAUAGAAACAUAGAAUGUGACGGCAGAUAAGAACCAUUCGGCCCAUCUAGUCUGACCAAUUUUCUAAAUACUUUCAUUAGUCCAUUAGUCCAUUAGUCCCUGGCUUUAUCUUAUAGUUAGGAUAACCUUAUGCCUAUUCCACGAAUGCUUAGACUCCUUUACUGUGUUAACCUCUACCACUUCAGCUGGAAGGCUAUUCCAUGCAUCCACUACCCUCUCAGUAAAGUAAUACUUCCUGAUAUAAUUUUUAAACAUUUGUCCCUCUAAUUUAAGACUAUGUCCUCUUGUUGUGGUAGUUUUUCUUCUUUUAAAUAUAAUCUCCUCAUUUACUGUGUUGAUUCCCUUUAUGUAUUUAAAUGUUUCUAUCAUAUCCCCCCUGUCUCGUCUUUCCUCCAAGCUAUACAAGUUAAGAUUCUUUAACCUCUCCUGAUAAGUUUUAUCCCGCAAUCCAUGAACCAGUUUAGUAGCCCUUCUCUGAACUCACUCUAAGGUAUCAAUAUCCUUCUGAAGAUAUGGUCUCCAGUACUGUGUACAAUACUCCAAGUGAGGUCUCACCAGUGUUCUGUACAAUGGCAUCAGCACUUCCCUCUUUCUACUGCUCUUUCUACUCCCUAUACAACCAAGAAUUCUGCUAGCAUUUCCUGCUGCUCUAUUACAUUGUCUGCCUACCUUUAAGUCAUCAUAAAUAAUCACCCCUAAAUCCCUUUCCUCAGAUGUUGAGGUUAGUACUGUAUCAAAUAUUCUGUACUCUGCCCUUGGAUUUUACGUCCAAGAUGAAUUAUCUUACCACUUAUCCACAUUAAAUGUCAGUUGCCACAAUUCUGACCAUUUUUCUAGUUUACCUAAAUCAUUUGCCAUUUGGCUUAUCCCUCCUGGAACAUUAACCCUGUUACAUAUCUUAGUAUCAUCAGCAAAAAGACAUACCUUACCAUCAAGACCUUCUGCAAUAUCACUAAUAAAAAUAUUAAAGAGAAUGGGUCCAAGUACAGAUCCCUGAGGUACCCCACUGGUGACAAGUCCAAGCUUCGAAUAUAUUCCAUUAACUACAACCCUCUGUUGCCUGUCACUCAGCCACUGCCUUAACCAUUCAACAAUAUUGGAAUCCAAACUUAAAGAUUGCAGUUUAUUGAUAAGCCUUCUAUGUGCAACAGUGUCAAAAGCCUUACUGAAAUCUAGGUAAGCAAUGUCUACUGCACCACCCUGAUCUAUAAUUUUAGUUACCCAAUCAAAAAAAAUCAAUAAGAUUAGUUUGGCAUGAUCUCCCUGAAGUAAACCCAUGUUGUCUCUGAUCUUGAAAUCCAUGUGUUUUUAGAUGUUUAACAAUCCUAUCCUUUAACAUGGUUUCCAUCACUUUCCCCACUACUGAAGUAAGGCUUACUGGCCUAUAGUUGCCCGACUCCUCCCUAUUACCUUUCUUGUGAAUGGGCACAACAUUUGCUAACUUCCAAUCUUCUGGGACUACUCCUGUUAACAAUGAUUGGUUAAAUAAAUCUGUUAAUGGUUUUGCUAGUACACCACUAAGCUCUUUUAAUAGCUUUGGGUGUAUUCCAUCAGGUCCCAUUGACUUAUUUGUCUUUACUUUUGACAGUUGAAAUAGAACCUCUUCCUCUGUAAACUCACGUGUAAUAAAUGACUCAUUUAUCCUUUUUCUCAACUGAGGUCCCUUUCCUUCAUUUUCAUCUGUAAAUACAGAACAAAAAUAUUAAUUGAGGCAGUCAGAUAGACCUUUAUCCUCUUCUACAUACCUUCCUUCUUUUGUUUUUAAUCUAACUAAUCCUUGUUUUACUUUUCUUUUGUCAUUUAUGUAUCUAAAAAAAAACGUGUCCCCCUUUUUUACUGACUGUGCUAUUUUCUCUUGUGUGUGUGAAUUGGAACCUCUUAUAACUUGCUUAGCCUCUUUCUGCCUAAUCUUAUAGAUCAUUUUGUCUUCCUCACUCUGUUUUUUUUUAUAAAUACUAAAUGCUAACUUUUUGUUUUUAACUAUUUUGGCCACAUCUGCGGAGCACCACAGUGGUUUCUUGAACUUUUUGCUUUUACUGACAAGCCUAAUGCAAUUUUCUGUUGACUUCAGUAGUGCAACUUUUAAAUCAUCCCAUUUCUCUUCGACUUCAUAUAAAUUGCUCCAGGCUGAUAAUGACUCCUCUACACAUAUUCUAAUUUUAGAAAAGUCUGUUUUUCUAAAGUCUAAAACUUUUGUUUUUGUGUGGUGUGACUCAGUCACUGUUCUUAUAUUAAACCACACUGACUGAUGAUCACUAGAUCCUAAACUUUCACCUACAGUAAUAUCUGAUACCAAAUCUCCAUUUGUUAACACUAAAUCUAGUAUGGCCUCUUUACGAGUUGGCUCCACAAUGACUUGUUUUAGAGACAAUCCCAGUAGGGAGUUUAGAAUAUGUGUGCUCCUGGCACAAGCAACUAUUUUUGUUUUCCAAUUCACAUCAGGAAAAUUAAAGUCACCCAUCAAGAUAACUUCCCCCUUCAUUGUCAUUUUAGCUAUUUCCUCAACUGGUAGAUUAUCUAACUCUUCAAUUUGUCCUGGUGGCCUAUAAAUCACACCUACACGAGUUACUGUGUGAUUACCAAAUUCUAACGUAACCCAAACGGACUCUAUAUUCGCCACACUAACUUUUAUUACGCUAGAUUUUAUGCUAUCCUUCACAUACAGGGCCACCCCUCCCCCUUUCUUGCCUUCCCUGUCUUUUCUAUAUACAUUUAAUAAUCUAUCAUGUUGGUUAUUUACCUCAUUUUCCUUUGAUCACAGGCUCAGAUGGCGCUCCACUACAUACAACGUUGCCACCCUGAUAUUCAUGACCAUUCUCCCUACCACUACAUUCUGUCCAAACAACAAAGGCAUCAUUCUUGACCUCUACACGAUACUUACAACCUUGAUAUGUUUAUUUCACGUUUGUUCGUUCCAUACAUCUGUACCCCCCACACAGCCCUAUUUUUUCAAUUUUGCAGCUCAGGACUUAUAUUGGGCACUCUCAGCCUUUUGCUAUGAUACCUCUACACAUGGCCGUCAUUAGGCCUUUACACCAAAAGGUUACAAACGGCCAUCCUUGGGCAAACCACUACGAUCCAAUUUCGGCCCCCCAUUUGGGAAUUUGCAUACAACAUUUUCCUGCUUAUGAGGGGAAACAACAACCCUUUCAUAUCACAUUCUACUUUUACACACUGCCUCGCUAGGCCCACCGAAGUCCUCCCUAUAUGGCCCCUCUCUUGGCACACUCACAAGAACCCAGAACCCCUCAUUACACAAUUAUACGUAUUCAGGCCUCUUCGAUCUGUCUGUUUUACCUUCAUCUAAGGUGCAUACUAGAUCUCAUAAUUCACUUCACACUAGUAAGCUAGAGAUGUGAUAUACAUGUUUUGGCAUUUAAUUACGCACAGUGGGAACUCAUAGCUAGAUUCAGUUCAAUCAGGUAUCUCUUUUCCUUACUAGGCAUGUACUAAUUAUACAUAAGUUCCCUUAUUUUUCAAGAUUCCCACCAUUCUUACUUAUCAACCUGUUGUUGACGUAUUAAUUGUUAACCACAACACAGGUACGUUAUCUCAAUUAGCACUUACACCCUCCUGGACAUAUUCCCAUUGUGCCUCUAGGUUCCUCUCUACGAUAAUCUUUCUCAAGCUCAACCUCACUAGUUAUUCAAGGUACAUACAUUCCAAAAUUCACGUCACUUCUUUUGGUGGCCUUAGUUCCUCAGCCAAAAUCACAGCUAGAGCCUAUCUGAGCCACUUGGAAUUUAGCAAGACCUCACCUUCCCCUUGUAUAGCUAAACUCUUCGCCGUCUGGCACUUAGCAGGCUGCCAGUUGAUACAGAGCUACACUCUCAUCGACAUGCCCAUUACAUUUACUCAUUGUUUAUUUAUUGCCAAGUGCCCUGCCAGACCCUCCACCACAGCUAGUCUAUUGUACUCUGGUCAAUGUCAGGAUACCACUAACACAGUUCCUUGUUAUCUUGGACCAUUCCUAAUUGCUGCCGAACUCAUGCUUAAAGACUUACUGUUCCCAGAUAUAGCACUGAAACCGAGCUGUACAGACUCAUGAUGCCCGUGCAAGUAUCACAGACAACAUGGCAGAGAUGCAUGUUAUGAUGGCAUCCAUCCUUUCAUCAUAAUUAUGUUCUAUGGUAGUCUGGAGAAUUAGAGUUCCUAGCCCUCACACGGAGUAUCCCACUGUGUACCCCUUACUUUUAUCCACUAUGGGUGACAUCAGAAGUUACAGUCCAGCACACACUCCUUCUACUCACGUUAUUUCAUCGACACAUUUAUUUCUCCCGUCAUCAGGAAGUACAUAUUGGUAGGCAAAGACAUCAAAGACAUCGCAGAUUGCCUCCCAAGACCUUGUAGAUAACUAUCUAUUCCUUAUUCCUUACUACACCUUGCCUGAUAUCACUAAUUCCCUUCAAAUUAGUUCCCUGCAACAUGCCACAGUGGACAUCCCUGUGGCAUUUGCAUGGUAUUAAGUGGUUGGGGCAUUUUAUUUGCCACCCGUCUCAUGCCUGGGGUCUAUAGCAGCCCUAAAUUAUUCAAUGUAUUUGUGGUGAUCCUCUCAUGGCUGCUAUUGACUGUCUGUGACUGUUAUAUAACGAUACAUUAUCAUGACACAUUUCUGACUGUUGAAGGCCCAUGGCCCUGUUUUAUCCUGGUUAUUCCACUGCACCUAUUUCAUCCUGGGUAUAAGAUAGGCCUAUAUCUGUUAUAUUAUUAGGUGUACAUCUUGACUUAUUGUCAAUACAGCCCUGCCCUCCGUGUGUCCAGCGUAACAGGAAAGAUAGAGUUAUUCAUUGGCAAAGGUGCCUGUUCCCGUUUGUAUCUCCAGUCUCUCCUUGGUUCUCUGUACUUUGCCAUGUGCAUUAUACCACAAGGUAACCCCUUAUUUCCUGACUUCUCAGCCUACUCCAGGUUUCAUACUAACAGUAGCACCAUGACAACACUUGUUUGAGCAGACUUGUUCAUGUGGCUAACGUGCUACUCCACCGUAAUGGGUAAGGCAUGAACAUUCCCCCACUGACAAAUGACUCCCCUGUUAUUUGAGACUGGGUUUGCAGCCAUUAUCAAGGAGAACUGGUUCGGUGACACAUGGCCCGCAGAGACAUGAAGCCGAAUCUUUUAGUAACGUUCAGCUCUUGUUGUAGUAUACUCCAUCACAUCCACUGCACGCUCCUGGGGUUCUCUUUGGGGGAGGAAGUCUGUCAAUUACUACUCAAACACAGCAGUAUGCAAAGUUACUUGGCUGGCAGCAACACAACAAAUUUACCUUGUCUGCAUACACAUACCAGCCUAUCACAACAUAGCAGCUGAAGCCUUGUCUCAAUCCCGUUUCAGGUUUUCCGCAAAAUAUUCCACGGCUGCUUAACCACAUACUAAAACUCCUACAUUCCAGGAUCUCAUUCUGGAUUAGCUCAUCUCAUGGUCAUUGUAGAUUGCUGACACACGUGGCUCUCUCUGCUAAUAACAACCAUUUAUAUACCAGAACUCUGGCCAUUUUAAUAAGUUCACUUCAGAAUAUCAAAUUGUCAAUCUGUACUCUAUUGAUACCAUGGUGACAUUCACAUCCUUUUGCCACCUCAACCUUAAAUUAGCUUACAAACACUUAAACUUAUCUCAUAUCCACCGGUAGUCAGAUACCUACAUACUGUCAACAAUAAAUGGUGCCAGGUUAACAUACUAGACCAAUUGUCUGACACUCACAAGAAGACACAGGCAUAAGCUCUAUUUUGAGGUUACACGGUAACCACUCACUGCAUCAAUUUCAUCCUGUAUGCCAGGACACAAUUCAGAAAACUCUGAUACGACCUUUCAAAAUAUUCAGUUCAUUCUUUUAGAAUAAGCACUGCUUCUGCAGCCUUUAGUAAACAUCCCAGUGCACAUCAUAAAUUGGGACAUUGGAUUUAUCUGCAAACACCAGAUAUCCCUCAAACAGAGAGGGAACUGAGGCAGGCAUUUAAAGUACUGGUUAUGUAAUGUCAACACGUAUUAAGGAUUAAACGGUUAACUUUUUGCCUCUUUUACAGGCCUACCCAAACGUUGGUUUCGGCAUGACACAACCAACUUACCACCACUACUAUAACUCUGCUUAUUGUCCCCGACUACAAAUGGAAAGACACCCUGGCCACAUAUAAUGUUCAUAUUUCACACUCAAAUCACACUUUCACUGAUGAUAUCAUCAUUAUUAUACAUUUUACUGCUCUAAAACACUCAUAUUUGUGUUCAGUGAUGUCUCACAAAUAAAACAGUACCCCAUGUAAGGGUUUAUGGGAUUUUGGGAAAUUACAAGGUCAAACAUAGGGCUUGCAAAUUAUAUUCUCUGGGAUUUCUUCCUGGGUUGUUAGGCAGGUCCACAAUAUAUAACUAAUAAUAUAUAUUAUAAUUGUGUGUGUGUGUGUAUAUAUAUAUAUAUAUAUAUAUAUAAAUACCAGUAGAGAACACUCAGGAGACUUUCAAGGUAAAUUUCAUCUGUUGCUUUAUUGAGCAAUUACAAAUUUACACAACGUUCCAGUCGACGUUUCAGUCUGUAAAAGACUUUUUUCAAGACAAUUGUGUAUGUGAGAUGGAUACCUUAUAUACAAAAAAUGCAUUGAUCCUAUUUGGAGGUGAACAGGUGACAAUGUAACAACGGAUCAGAGUGAUGUAAUUAAUGACGUAAACAUGUUUAAAUUACAUAAUAAAUUAAGGUUAACCCUAUGUGUACCUGGUAUGUGAAACAUACUCUCGUGUAGAUAAGUCAGAGAGUAAUAAAAGAUAAAUAACUAUAAAAAUAAAGUAUAUACAAAUGUUUCAACCCUAACCAAGGGAACAUAGAUACAUAGUACAUAUCGUCAUUAGCUAAAUAUUAACUCAGUUAUAUAGCAAAAUAUUGUCAGUGUAAUUUUGAAGCAAUAUGCGAUAUGGACUACUUCCAUCAUGGAGUUAUGGCAAAUAACUGUACUAUAUUAAUGCAUUCUGUAAAACAUAGCUCAAUCAUAUAUUAUCUUCUAGGUAAAAAACAAUAUAAUGAGUUCUCAUUUAAACCAGAUGGUGAUAAUGUUUCCAACGUGUAUAUCCAGAAAGCCUCUCUUCUGACUAACAGGUUAUCACAAUCUCCUCCUCUGGGUGAGAUGGGUAUGUGAUCUAUUCCCAUAAAGCGAAGUGAAAUGCCGGGCGACUGGAGUGCUUGCAGUGCCGCUCAGUAGUGCUGACCGUAUAGUAAACCUGUGACCCCGCAUACGUUCCCUUAGGUAAUUAGAUGUCUUGCCCACAUAAGUGAGACCACAGGGGCAUAUAAUUCUAUACACAACAUGUGUGGUCCUGCACAUAAUCCGGUGUUUAAUUGUGUACACCUUUCCAGAUUUUGGGUGACGGAAGGUUUUACCCGGUAUCAUAGAAUUGCACGCCAGACAGUUCAAACAGCGAAAACAUCCUGCUGUUGUCACUUUCUGUAAUGACUGUGUUGUGGACACUAUAUCUGCAUGCAUCAAAUAGUCUCUCAAAUUUUUCCCUUUUCUGUAACUCAUAAUGGGAUGUUUUUUAAAUACAGGAGGCAGUGAUGAGUCAUUGUAAAGAACGUGCCAAUUUUUUUUAAUGGUAUCUCUGAGUUUUUGGGACUUUGGAUGAAAUGCUUGAGGGAAGAUGAAUCGAUCACCGAUGUCUUGAUGAAUCCUGUUUUCUGCAAUUGAUUCUAUUGCCUUUGUGUAUGCCACAUUCAAAACUUUUUUUGAAUAUCCUCUUUGUUGGAAUUUUUGGAACAUGUCCUGAAUCUGUAUCUUCGCCCGGCUGUCAUCUGAGUUAUUGCGCAAUACUCUUAUGAAUUGGGAGAUAGGCAGUGACUCUUUUAGUUUUCUAGGAUGGAAACUUGUAGAAUGCAGAAUAGUGUUCCUAUCCGUUGAUUUAGAAAACAGAGUAUAGCCCAAGCGAUUGCCUGAGAUGAAAAUUUGAAGAUCCAGGAAAUUGAUAUUAGUCAUACUCGACUGGUAAGUGAAUCUCACAGGUGUAGGAAGUGAAUUCAAUGUGUGCAUCAUGUUAACAAACCUUUCCUCUCCACCAGUCCAUAGAAGAAGGACGUCAUCUAUAAAGCGGAGGUAUUGUAAUAUAUGUUCUCCAUAAGGCCCAAGGAUCUGUUGUUGCUCAAAAACAAACAUGUAUGCAUUUGCAUACAUGGGGGCCAUAGGAGCCCCCAUUGAAGUUCCUGUCUGUUGUAUAUAGAAUUUUGUUUCAAAUCUAAAAUAGUUCAAAGUGAGGCAUAGCUUCAAACGUUCCAGUGUAUACUCCAGAGGGGGAUUCACCCACUCAGUAAAAUUCGGUAGAACUUCCUUGAUUGCUAGUAUACCAUCAUUGUGUGGGAUAAUUGUGUAUAAGCUAGACACAUCAAUCAUUGCUAGUAAAAUCCCCUCUGCCGGUACUGGGAUAUUGUUAAGACGUUCAAUAACAGCUGCACUGUCUUUGACACAAGUAGGCAAAGAUAACACUGGAGUUUUAAAUAUCUUGUCCAGCCAUUUACCGAUGGGCUCCAAUAAACCACCAAUUGCUGAGACUAUAGGUCGUCUCGGGGGGUGAAUGGGGUCCUUAUGCACUUUUGGUAGUGUACAACAUCGGGCACCUGGGGUGAGUUUCAUGUAAGUACUCAAAUUCUUGUUGUGUUAUAUAGUGGUUUUCUACCUCUCUCUGUAGUGUUGCAAAAAUAGUUUUCCUACAUUCCACGGUUGGAUCUAUUUCAGAGCAUUUGUACACUUUAUCAUCUGAAAGUUGUCUUAGAAUCUAAUUUCUAUAGUCUUGAUAUUGCAUCAAGACAAUAGCCCCACCUUUGUCCGCUGGACGAAUAGUGAUGGUAGUAUCUGCAGCCAAGUUGUUAAGGGCAUCCCUUUCAAUUUUGGAAAUAUUGGCACCUUUUUUGGUCUUAUUGAGGUAAUGUCUGCUUUCAGAUCUUAGGCUCUGUGAGAAGACCUUCAGGGAAGCGUUAUUACUCGGUGGAUCAAAUUAACUAUAUCAUUUCAUAGUUUCUUGCUGUUCAUUUACAACAUUCUCUGGGUGAGAUUUAAAGAAGUCAGCCAGUCUUGGUUUACGUUGGAAUCUAUAUUGAUCAACUUCCCAUUCAAAGUCAUUAAUAUCAGUGGUGGGAAUAAAUGACAGUCCCUUUGAUAACAAUGUGGUUUCAGGUAUUGUUAAUAUUUUGCUUGAUAAAUUAAUGAUAGGGUUUUCAAUUACCUGCGAGGAGGUCUCCCUCUGAUGCCGGUACGUCUUCCCCUUCUGGCCUCGCCUGGCUGGUCUGUUUCGGGUAAAUGUUGAUUUGUGUUGCUUAUAUUUCUUUGAUGUGUAUUCGUCAAUACAGGUUCCCUGGUAAGGCCCAAGCCUGGCUCUAAAAAAACUACAUAUAUAUAUAUAUAUAUAUAUAUUAAUAUCAAAAUAUGCUUAGAAUGAAAUUAUAAAUACAUAUAAUUUGGUUUUUGCUUCCCAAGCCCUACCAAGCCUCAAUAGCCAACCAGUAACAAACCUCAUGCUAAUGAUUUUCAUUAACAAUGAUACAGCUGUCGAUGAGUGGUUCACUGGCUUUGCAUCUUUUCCUAAGUUGUGUUUCAAAGCUGUUGUGUACAGCAAACACAGACUCAAAGGAAACCAUGUUUAAAAUGGAAUGAAGCAAAACUUUGAUUCUCUGUUAAACUAAUUUGCAUAUGCCCACCCAGAAUCCUUUGCGGUAGUAACAUCACUGCAAAUUUGUGAUUUCUGUGGGAAAAUAAAGACUGGUGUGCGGAUUUUUUGUUUAAUAUGGUAUUAACUAUAUAUAUAUAUAUACAAAGUAUAUCCGGUGUCACUCCGUUGCCCGGGCACACGCCGAUAGCGUUCGGCUAUUGGUCGCCCAUAGGACUGCUGAUGGCAUGUGGAGUACUUCGGAGGCUCCACAGAUGUAACACGUGAGUCGGAACGUGUCUCCUUAGCAACCGGAGUAUGCUGAUCCCACUGUGCGAAUCAGCACUUCCCGUCUACUUAUGGCUAAACCUCUAUACGGACACAAAAUAAACCAAAUAAGGUCUCAACAGAAUCCUGUUAUUUCGUAAAAGUCUAUAAGCCACUAUUCUAGAUGCAAAAAUUAAAUUAAACGCACAUCCUGCAUAUAAUAUGGAUAUUUUUCCCUUACAUACAUAUAGAACCCACUGUCAAAAAACAUCAGUUUAAAUCAAGUAAGGUGAAUGGAGUCCAAAAUCUUCUUAAAGUGACACUAAUAAAGUGAAUGAGAUUAAGAAUCUUAAAGUGACGGUGCAUAAAUAUUUUUCCAUGUGUCAGAAUCUUUAGGCUGUGCAUCAAAAAUAAUGUACUCAAUCAGGCUUUCAAUGAGGCUAAAAAGAAGCAUCAGGAAACCAGGGAGAAUAUAAGGAUGAAUAAAGCUUCAUCUAGAAGUUGAUGUGGAUAAGUGCAAGAUAAUGCAUCUUGGACGUAAAAACCCAAGGGCAGAGUACAGAAUAUUUGAUAGAGUUCUAACCUCAACAUAUGAGGAAAGGGAUUUAGGGGUGAUUAUUUCUGAUGACUUAAAGGUAGGCAGACAAUGUAAUAGAGCAGCAGGAAAUGCUAGCAGAAUGCUUGGUUGUAUAGGGAGAGGUAUUAGCAGUAGAAAGAGGGAAGUGCUCAUGCCAUUGUACAGAACACUGGUGAGACCUCACUUGGAGUAUUGUACACAGUACUGGAGACCGUAUCUUCAGAAGGAUAUUGAUACCUUAGAGAGGGUUCAGAGAAGGGCUACUAAACUGGUUCAUGGAUUGCGGGAUAAAACUUACCAGGAAAGGUUAAGGAUCUUAACAUGUAUAGCUUGGAGGAAAGACGAGACAGGGGGGAUAUGAUAGAAACAUUUAAAUAUAUAAAGGGAAUCAACACAGUAAAGGAGGAGACUAUAUAUUUAAAAGAAGAAAAACUACCACAACAAGAGGACAUAGUCUUAAAUUAGAGGGACAAAGGUUUAAAAAAUAAUAUCAGGAAGUAUUACUUUACUGAGAGGGUAGUGGAUGCAUGGAAUAGCCUUCCAGCUGAAGUGGUAGAGGUUAACACAGUAAAGGAGUUUAAGCAUGCAUGGGAUAGGCAUAAGGCUAUCCUAACUAUAAGAUAAGGCUAGGGACUAAUGAAAGUUUUUAGAAAAUUGGGCAGACUAGAUGGGCCGAAUGGUUCUUAUCUGCCGUCACAUUCUAUGUUUCUAUGUUUCUAUGUAGAAUGAUAUUCCCCAUGAAAUUCCACACAGCCAACUCAGUCUUUAAGACAUCAAUUGAUAGGAAUUGCAAUAUCUUGAAGAAGGAUGUCACUUUACGUCAAGGUGUGCAACAGAAAUCUAUGAUUUGUUACAAAUGGAAUAAAAACCUCAGAGACUUAUUGGUCCACAAUGACCCACAAUGACUAAGUGGGAACUUUAAAGCUUCAAAACUAGGACAACAAUGACAAAAAAAAUAAAAAAAAACAACAAAUGGGUUAACAUCAUAUCACUACACUUCUCUCUUUAACAGAAGCUGCCCCAAGCCAUGGAAAUUGCACAGAAACAUAAUCAACACAUUGCUAUGGGCAAGCCUUUGACCUAAACUCUGCCUAAGCUUCUGGUCACCCAUCUGUCUCUAUUUGCAAUAUGAAAAAUAAAUGUGUCACUGCAUAUAAUAUUUUACUGUUAUGUAUAACAAUAAAACAAAAAUGAUAGCCUAUUGUUUGGUGUCAAAUUCUAGUUUUUAGUAAUAUUUCAAGUUUAAAUAUUGUUAUUUCCAAUCUUUAUAUAGUGAUGUAUUGCAUUUUAUUAUUUGUAUUAUUAGAACUUAAAUCCAAUUUCAGUAUUUUGUUAUAAGGAAGUAGAUUUUGGCUGGCUAAUAGUUGACGUUCAGGCAUUAUAUCUUCUUGAAUAACCCUCAAGAAGCAACUAAAAGAGCAUGGAGUAGAAUAUACUUGGUGGGGGCCAUUGGGGCAUCUCUUUAGUGACAAACUAAAGCAGAGUAUCUUAGUUGUGUCCCCAAUAUCUGGUGUUGGUAAAUCUGAUGAUAAUUCUGUUUCACAUUUUUUUAUUAUUAUUAUGCAAAUCGUCAUACAGCAAUGUAUAUUAUUAUCAUACAAAUCACCAUACAUUCAAGGUAUGCAGGGGUGCAUAUAAUUGUAUUAUUGUACAAAACUUCAUACAGCACCCACCAUCCAGGUAUCCAGCCCCCCCCCUCCCCAGCCAUGUAAGUUUAUUAUUAUUAUUAUAUAAAUCAUCAUACAGCACCCACCAUCCAGGUAUACAGCCUGGGGGCACUGUAUGAUGAUUUGUAUAACAAUAAUACAUUUAUAUGGCUGGGUUUCUGUAUACCUGGAUUGGGGGGAGGGGGGGGAGGAGGCUGGGGGAGAUGCUGUGUAAUGAUUUAUAAAAUAAUAAUACAAAUAUAUGGCUGGGGGGGUGGAUACCUAAUUAUAUGGCCGGGUUGAGCCUUUAUUGAUAUAAUUUAAUAAUAAGCAAUAUAAUUUUAUUAUUUAUUAUUAUUAUUAUUAAAUAAAUCAUCACAUUCAGGUAUACAGCCUGGGGGCACUGUAUGAUGAUUUGUAUAACAAUAAUACAUUUAUAUGGCUGGGUUUCUGUAUACCUGGAUUGGGGGGAGGCUGGGGGAGAUGCUGUGUAAUGAUUUAUAAAAUAAUAAUACAAAUAUAUGGCUGGGGGUGGUGGACACUGUAUGAUGAUUUGUCUAACAAUAUUACAUUUAUAUGGCUGGUGCCCCUGUAUACCUGGAUGUGGGCACUGUAUAUGUGGCUGCACAUUUUUAGGCUGAGCUGUGGCUUGUGGGGACAGCUGAAGUGAGAGAGACCUCCACAAGUACCCGCCUUUCAAAGGUAAACUUUGCCACAGCUUGUGACUGGCAUGCACCGGCUGCACUGAUUAGGAGGAGACUGUGCUCCAUCGUGGUGUGACCCAAACAUGGCUCUGUCUUCAUGUGAGAUGUCACGGUUAUGUUACAGGUGCAGGGCAGGGAAGAAGCAAGUCCAACACUAUGCGUUGAUGCCGAUCGUUGUAUAGUGUAAUAAAAAACAAAUUUGCUCAAUAAAUUUGAGAUUGUUGCGGGCUUAUGCAGCUGCCCCUUUUACCCUACUGCUGCGUUAAAGAAGGCCAUUUUUUUUAACACUGUUGUUUAAGGGGGCCUACUUUAUCAAUCGCCCACAGGGCCCACUUGCCAUUGGGCAAGCUGACACCCAGGCCAGUCCGCCUCUGGCUGCCAGUGACACACGUAGCUAACCCACUGCCAUUGUUAUCAUCACCACUACUACAACCACCACAAUCAAUAUCACUAGUACCAGCACCAUUAACAUUCCUUUAGCCUUAAUCAACCAAGUACUAGUGUACAUACUAAUGUAGUGACCACUGACACCAAUGGAAAUUCACCUGCAUCUUCAGCAUACACAAGGCAAAAAGUUAUAGGCCAGUGUAUUGUGGUCAUCUCACUAGUCAACUGCUGCUGUAUCUGAAAAUAUAUAUAUAAAAAAAAAUUAAAUAAGAGAAACCCAUGUAAUAACUUAACUUUUAUUAAGGUCUAGUAAAAGAUUAGUCCCUGUAUGUACGGGACUCGGCAGUGUGAUAAUCACUAUAAAAUAUAUGUGUCCUAAAAACAAGUCCAAAAAUACUACUUGGUCCAAAUAAAGUAUACAUAGAGAAAAGGGAAAAUAUGUGUAAUAGUCUCACCUACUGAUUAGCUGAAUCAAGAGGCUGUAAUGCUCCAAGUAAAAAUAAAGCAAAAGGAAACAUAAAAACCCAGAGAGUAGUGUGACUUUCGAUUGUGCUAAAGAAAGUGAAAGACUGUCUCCCAAGGAAUAAGGGAGAUAUACGCUAAACAUCAUAUAGCAUGUACAAUAAUAGCCCACAAACAACUAUCCAGUAAGGAAGGGGUAAAUAUCAAAACAAGCAUGGUAGAAUACAAAACUCAGAGAUGAAAGCUAAAAGCUACAAGCUAUAAGUACUGUGCCUUCAAGGGCACCCCUUAAAAGCCAACCACCCAUCUCCCCUAACAAGUCUGUGUCAGUCCACUUUCAUUUAGUUUAGAAUUUCCACUGAUUUGUGAUUUUUUUUCAAUUCUUUUUUUAAUUCUUAGUAAGAGAUUUUGCUUUGCUGUGUGCAUUUAUGCUACUGCUUGUAUUUGGAAGCGUCAAGCUUCUUCCAUCAGUUGUUCACACAGUGUGUGGCUGCAGUUGCCUGCCCAAGUAAACUCUGCCUUUGUGUGUGGCAGUUCAUCUUUUAACUUUUUGUAGAAAAAAAAGUAUUUUGAAAUAUUAUCUGAAGUCAAGGCCUGAGAGACUGUUCAAGUUCACAAUAAAGACCCUCUAAUCUGCUGACUCCACAGGUCCUCUGCAAGCCAUAAAAUCAGUCUUUCUGUAGUUGAUGUGUUGUGGCAGAACAGUGCCUGGUGCAUCCAUACAAAGGUCCGAGAAGAUUCUGUAAUAUUUACUAUUAGGGUGCAUUAUUAAAUAUGUAACUUUGUGCUUACACACAUAUAUACUUACCUUAUCCCCAACAAUCAGGGUGCAGACAGCAAGAGACACACAAAGUCCAACAGAACAUCAAGAAUCAUAUAGUUUAGUACAAAUGUUUAAUUAUACUCAUGCACAUAAAAAAACUGAAAAAUAUAAAUGUAAAAACAGCAUUAAAACACAUUAAAGUUAUCACACAUAAUGAGCUAUAAUAAUCUAUGUAGUAAUAUAUAAAUCAGUGAUGACAGCAUUUCUCUUCUACUAUUUUUAAUGUAUUGCAUCCAUUCUAUGAGAAAGGAGGUAUAAUUGGGCAUGCCAAUUAGUGAGAUGAAGUUUAACCUUUAAAGUGGCUUGUUUAAAAUAGCACAUCACAAUGAACAAAACAUAACUGAUCAUUUAAUGGCCAAUCAGAUAACAAAUUGGAUAUUUGCAUGGCAAACUGUCCACAAAUUUAUAUUCUGAAAACUGAAGAUAAUGAAGUACAAACAUGAUAAAAAAAAAUCCAUUCUUAAUUGUCAAUGCACUUAUUCUGUUUCACAUCCUGAAUAAUUAGGGAAAAGCUUCAACACAGCUACUUUUUUUUAUAUUAAAUGUAUAUGUGGCGAAAAUAACCUCGCCACUGGGUUUUGGAGGGGCCUGUUUGCCAGCCUCCUACCCUGGGACUAUGGGCCCUGUGAUAACCCAUGUUCAAAAGUACUGUUUCUGCCCCUUGGACUUUUAACUAGAACAGAUUUAAACAUGUGGCAGCGGCCAUCCUAAAUUGUCCAGCAGUGUUUUGCCGUCAAGCGUAUGGAACUGUUUUGGGCAUGUGACCAUGUGCAUGGUGGGGCAAACAUAAGACUUCCAGGAAAUUCCUGAACCCCUGAACCAAUCUGGGUGAUUUUUUGACAUGUUGUUCACUCAGAUCAGGGCUAUCAGGGGAUGUGGCUUUUGUGGGAAUAUGUUGUACUAUGGGGUACUUUUUGGGGUUUGUAAAAAUGUAUGUUUUUUUUUCUGCUAAAGUUAAUUGAGUCAGUCCAUUGUCUUUGUUAAUUGUAUCACAGGCAGAGGGGAGGGUUUGUGUACAUUAUCUGGGAAAGUCUAACUGUACAAUACUGUUUUGAUUGGUUUUGUGACUUUGUGUUCUGUGCUCCACAAGGUCCACCUAGGUGGUAACCUUGCAAGGAAAACUGUAUAAAAGACAAUAAACCCUCAGAUCUGCCAAGUUCCUGUUUUACUCUCAACAUAGAGCCUCGUCUCGUGUGAGGGAAAAGGCUGCAUCUACACUGGGGAUUGCUAUACUCUGUAUACUCCCUGGCUAUAAUCACUAAGCUCUUUUAAGAGCUUGUUACUGCUACUCUCUCUUGGAGGAGAGGUUCACCCACUGGAACCUGGAGACUUGUCAUAGGUCCAGGGUGGGUAGAAGACGGCGAGACCCCAACCAAGCUGCGGCGGUUCUUGGGAUCUGCAGUGCUUAUGGUAUCUGGUGCGGUGCUGAUGGUCCUUGGUAAGCACUAGGGGCAUCGAUUGAUGGAGGGUCUGUCACAAUAUAUAUCAAUUAUAUUUAUAUUUCAAGCUAAACAGAAAAAGAGAAACACCUGGAUCAUGCAUUUCUAAGUAGUGACGCAGUGGUUAAGACCAAUAUAUAUAUAUAUAUAUAUGACUAAAGAACAGCAUACACACUCACAAAAUUCAGAUUUAAACUUUACAGGGCAACUUGUAUUUACCUAUCGCAGCAAACAGAUAUGUAGAUUCAGUUAUACUAUAUAAUUAUAUUGUGUUGAGCUCACCACUACAGUACUCCAAUAUUGAUUACACUUUGUAAAACAAGAAUGUAUCAAAGUAUCACUAAAGUCAACCAGACCAUUUAAUCUCAGUGAAGUGGCAUUGGUGCAGUGGCCCAGUAAUUUUAAGACAUUUGUAGAAAGUGCAAUGUUUACAUUGCAGGCUUAAAUACUCUUUUAUUGGCUUCCAGACAGCCACUUGUGGCCCUUCCUCCUCCAUAGUCGAGCUAAGCUCAGACCUGCAACCAAAUGCCGCUUAUAACAACAACAUUUGAUUGGAGGAAGGCAGGGUUUGGCCAUGCAUAUCUCCAUUGCUUUCUAGGAGAAGCAUUAGAAUGGUUGAGAUCACAGAAGACUUCAGUAGGUUCUCGUCAAAUAUUAUAUAUUACAAUUUACCUUGCUUAUCAAGGCAGAUUAUGCAAUUGGAUUGCUCCUCUCCUUACAGCCCUCAGGAUGUGGCAUAUAAUAGUUAUGUGUGUUAUAUUGUUUUUUUUCUAUCCUUCUGGCCUUAGGAUCAGGUAGCCUAAUAAAGGCUUUAUUGCCUCAUUUUUUUGGAUUAUAUACUAUUUGCAUUAUAUUCUGCAUCCUACAGUAGGUGUUCAGCCUCUCUCCUUGUGAAGAGCCUAUUGACUGAUAAAUAUUUUCACUACAGUUUCAUUCUCAAUCUUUUCACAUACUGAUGUUAGUGGAAUUUUAUUGGCUUCUAAACAUGAUUACGUGACUCAAUAUAGAGUUUUCUUACCAAUGAUAUUCAUUCCCUAUUGCUUGUACAGCGUCUCAAUUUUAUUAAUGACAUUUUUUGAAUGAAAGCUUUUCAGAUGCCAGUAUAUGAGCAAUAUGUGCUGCCGUACUAGUUACAGUUCCUAAAAGUACAAUGAAGUUUUACUACAUGUGAAAUCAAUAUUAGUGUGGGCAGAAGCACAGGUUUAUCCAAAAGAAAUAAAACAAUGUAGCUUUAAAAGGCAUCUAUCACCUAUUUCUAAGAAAAAUAAGAAAUAAAUCAAUGUAGUGCUCAGGAAGUGAUACUAACGGUGGAGAAGGUAAAAUGUUUUUUGAUGGAAUACCUUCUGCCUGUUGCUGGUCCCUCUGCUGCUCUUUCAUCUUAAGAUUUGGAAUAGACAGAAUGUAACUCAAUUAAUGACAGAUGUAAAGAGCAAGAAAAAAAGUUAAGAAUCAAAAAGGAAGUUUACAGGAAUUUUAAACCUCAAAUGGAGUUAAUUCAACAACUGUCUCCUGUGGUUCUGUUUCACAUGCAUCUCUGUUCAGUAUUUGGAGAGUCUUGACAUUCAAACAGAACUUAAGGCUUGGUUUGGACAGAAUAUUGUUAAUUCUGCCCUUCUUGCUCAAUACAUAUUUGUACCACUUUGAAACUCUUUGCAAUUUAUGUAUUGUAAUGUUCUUUUAUGAAUUUCAACAUACAGUUUCCCUUCCUUUGCCCAACAUCAAUGAUCGGGGUUUUGAAAUUUGGUGACAGACAGCAUAACUUGAGGUUCUUCUAAAAAUGUAGUCUUUAUUUUCUAUCAUAUUGGUUGUAAAUAAUGUGCUUAUCUGAUUUUUUUUAUGCUGCCAUGGAUAAUUGACUGUAAAACGAAAUGAUGGCAGUUAAUAAACUUAUGUUUGGUUUUAAAUUAAUUGUAAAUUGUCCAAAUUUUGACUAAUCUGAAUCCCAUACCUCUGAAUUGUCAUAUGACCAAACCACAAAACAAACUAAAUGAGGAAUAAACAAGCUAUUUUUUGUUUCAUGUUUUGGAGUUCCAUCGGUGGUGCCAAAAGACAAAAGAUGAUUGAUGGAAACAGAGAUGAUUGGGCAGUCACUAAAUGAUGAUUUUCUUCACAUAUCACGUGAGAACUAUCUAAAGCAGGCCACUAACUCCACAAUCAUUUCUGCUGCCAUUACUAUUGACACUGCAACUGCUUUUACCACAAGCAAGCAGAAGCAUAACAGCGUCUGUAUUUUACAUGAUGUAGUGAAGGCUACAAUUCACAAAAUUCACAAAAUCAACACAAAGGUGCAAACAAUACUUGAGCAUUCCUUGAGGAUAUUAAAAAGGUGUGUAGUGGUUCUGGUGUCUAGAGCACUUCCCUGAAGCAUCAGCAGUGUAAGGAAGGGGGAGGAGGGUGGAGCAGGAGGGCAGGGAACCUAAAGAUAUUCCAACACUAUAGUGUUAAUAAUACAUGUUUAUAAUCCUAACACUAUAGUGUUCCUUUACGCAUUCAUUUAAGCAUUCCUUUAAGCAUUUCCAAAACUUAGUUUAGAUUAAGGUCACUCUAAAAUGAAUAUUAAUAUUACAUUGUAUAAUAUGUGGCUUCCAUCCAAUUCUCUGUACUUGACUCAAACUUAUUCAUAAGAGGUCAAACUAAAACAUCACUUCACUUUUAUGCCAGAGAGCUGCUUGAUCAACCUGUCAUCUUCUAGGAGCUGAAAAGAUAGGAUCAUUAGAACAUUGCAAUAUUUUGCUUCCAAAAUCUGAAACCAGGUUAAAUUUUACAUCAAUGUCACAUGGUAUCAUUGAUGAUACAUUAACAUUAUGAUUUGAAUUUACUUUUUCUUGAUGGCUUGUUACAAAUUCAGCUGAGCUCAGUUGUAAUGGAAAUGACCACUAGUGAUCAAGAUCACAGGGAUAUAUACGUGGUGACAGAUAUUUGCCAUGUGUAAUACAUACUAUGUAUAUGGUACUAUAUUCUAAUCAGAGUUUCACCUCUAGCUGCUGUGUAGGGAACCUAAGCCAAUACUUUAAGGUAUAGAUCUCACAAUAACAGGUGAGGUGAGUAGAACAUAUUUCAUAAUUAAAAUGUGAGUUGUGGCUAGAUUUACAACUGAGCAGCAAGGAUAAUGUCAAAAUAUCAUAACAUUUUAUACAUCUUGUAGCAAAAAUCAAGCUUUGAACAAAAAUAAUAUAAGAGAUUUCUGCUCAGAAAAAUGUAAUUAUAACUUGUAGUUAUUUCUAUGCUGUGCUUUUUACUAGGAAAAAAUAUGACCAUGAUUUCUACUUUCAAUUUGUAGAGUAUGUAAUGAGAAAAAGUUGACUUUCGCUUACAACAGUCAAGUAUGCUUAAACUGACUUUUUUUUUUACAUUACAAAUUUGAGCAAAGGUAGUCUACGUCUCCCACACAAUCUUCUACCUCUAGAAGAAUGUAAGGAAAGAGGACAUACAGCUGAGCAGAGGCCUGAAAUGUGAAAAAUAUCAGCACCAAUAAACAUGUUGGACACAGAUGUUGUCACAGGCAUUAUUAUUCAGCUACAUUUUCAACAAAUGAGAAGGAAGAGAGAACAGAUAUAUAUGAUCAGGGUGCAGGUCUUCGGCAUACAGUUAUACAGCAAAACCAGGUAGCAUUCCCAGGAAAACCUAACCAAUUGUGCCAUAACUCAUGAUUUUUAGAUUGAUGGUAAUUAAAACUAGUUUUAGCACAGCAGAGAAAACAUUAUGCUUCCUUAAAAUUAUCAAGGCAUCAGCAAUUACCCUCCCCUCCCCAAUAUUGCAAACAUCAAUGAUAUAUAAAUCUUUUUGGACACAAAGAAACUUGUAUUAGUUGGCAUGAGGUGUAUCUUGUGCAACUUUACUUGGUUACUAAUAAAAAAAAAGAAAAAGAGACAGAUAUAAAUGUAGUCUGCAUCCGAUCUCACCGUACAUUCUGCAGCUACUUCCUAACCAUCCUUCUCUGUGCAGUCUCAUAGAGUUACAGAGCAAACUGCUAUCCUGUGCAGACCCACCUUGACCCAGAUCAAGCUUCCUUCCUGUGAAUUAUAUCCCUCUGCAAUCUAAACUGAUUCCAGAGGCCCUGCUUCCUCCCUUGCAUUGAGCUAUCUGUUUUGCAUUUGCAUUAUUCAUUUGUGUUCUUACAUUUAAUACAUUCACUUUCCUCUUUACAUUGUGUGCAUUCUGGCUUCUUUGCAUAUUGGGUUCCUAUUUUUGGUGGUUGCUUCUGUACCCCUUCCUGACCACACUCUGCGACAGUAAUUAUGUUUUUUAUAUACUGGGAUGCAGAUGUUUAGCCCAAUACAUAAAAAUAAAUAAAUUACCUGAUUCAGAGUUUCCCAAUUUGUGUUCCACCAUUAUUUCAGCUGCUGAUAAUUGAGGCACGAAUAUGAUGUCACUCCGUCCCCAGCAUCACUAAGAGUUUUUGAGGAAGCUGAGCAGGAAGAUCAUUGCUCCCUCACCGUCUGCACUACACACCCACACACCAGCCGUUUAGCCCAGCAGCCCCAGGGACCGCACUCCAGGGACCCAGCAGCUCCACUGGACACCAGAGACCGCACACCAGCUGCUCAGCCCAGAAGCCCCACUGGACCUCAUGAACUGCACGGCAGCUGCUUAGUACAGCAACCUCACUGGACCCCAGGGACCGCCCGCCAGUCUCACCAUGACUUUCAGAUGGCCAGACGAGGUCACCCCAGAAGUGCGCAACAGGGGAUUUGAACCCAGGUAUGUUUGUGGUUUCUGAGUAUAAAGAUCGUGUGUUCUCCAGUUUGUUCCUGGCUCCUGGCCUUGACUCUUCACAUUAUUUUCUCUGACCUCUGGCUUCCCCAGCCGCUCAGCCCAGCAGCCCCACUGGAACCCAGGGACCACACGCCAGCUGCUCAGCCCUGCAGCCCCACGGGAUCUCAGGGACUGCACGCCAGUCGCGCAGCCCCACUGGACCCCAGGGACUGCAUGCCAGCCAUUCAGCCCAGCAACCCCACUCGACCCCAGAGAAAUAUACUCCAUGCCAGCACUCCCAAAGGUAGGGAGGCUGGGUGGAGUGAAAAAAAAAAUUGUGUGUGUCUGUUAAGGAAUUUGUAUAUGAAUUUGUCAGUUAGUGUGUGUAAGUGUGAAUGUCAGUGAGUGUGUAUAUCUGUUUGUAUGUGUGACUGUCAAAGAGUGUGUGUGUGUGUGUGUGUGUGUGUCUAUGUAUAUAUAUAUAUAUAUAUAUAUAUAUAGGUAUUUAUAUAUAUAUAUAUAUAUAUAUAUAUGUGUGUCAAGGUUUAUGUUUGUAUAUGAAUGUGUGUGCAUGUGUCAAUUAUUUUAUGUGUGUUAAUUUGUUUGUGUAUGUGGCAUACAUAGAGCAAUCAUAUAUGCAUACAUCCCAGCAAUCAAACACCAUCCCAGCAAUCAAACACGUAUAUGAGCAUACAUCCCAGCAAUCAAACACCAACACAACAUGCAAAGACAAACAUUACAUACAAAAAACCCUGGAUUCAAAUUUAUAUACAAACACUCAAACAUACCCUUUACUCAAACACUAAUACUGCACACAAAUGUACAUCCGCAUUUAAAACUAACACUACAUCCAAGCACACCCCUGCAUGCAAAUGCAAACAUUACAUACAAGCAGAGCCCUGUAUCAAAAUGCUAACAUUAUAUACAAACACCAACUGUAAACACAAAAGCACACCUGCUUCUAAGUACUACCCCUGACCUAAUUACUAGACUUGGAGAUUCAUUUAGUUAUGAACUACAAUGCAUCCAAAUUGGGGCCAAUCAUGAAAAUAUUUCUAGCAAAAAAUAUACAUUUUAUUUAUGUGUUUGAUUUGCCCAAUUACUCAUCGCUUUGGUUCAUUUAUUUCCUUUUCUAGAAUAUUUUCUUUUGUUAACAAAGUUCGAACAAGCUGAAACAUUGUAUGGCCAAAAUUCAGCCAUUUAAAUUUUUAUUUUUUAUUUGUAAACGUAGUGAUUCAGGCAAAAGUCUAAUGAUAACUGAAAUAUUUAAUAAAUAUUUUUAUUAUAAAUCUUUUGCUCGAGACAUUGCUUUCUAUGUUUCUAGAGUGGAACCUAGGUGCCUUACAUGGAUAAUGUUUUGAACACAAUUCUUUGAACAGAAAAAAAAAAAUCUUUCUUUUUAUCUUUUAUACUAUUGACAUUUGGAAGACUUGGGGCUAACUGAUUCUUCAGAUUUUUUUUCCCUUUUUAGAAAAAUAACUACAGGUUCUUAUGCAAUUUCCUUUCUUAAAUAUUCACCUCUAACAAAAAAGACCAAGGUGUUUUGUUUUUUUUUAAACAUUGCUGACCGGGCCUGCAAAUCAGACUUGGUACUGGAUUCCAACUGGAAUUGAUUCAUGUUUUUUUUAUGUUAAUACCUCUGCCCUUAUAGACAAAAAAACAUUUUUUCCCCAAAAACAUUAACAAAAGUUACAUUGUAACACUGAUAUUUGUCAGGAAUCCCUGAAUAACCCUCACAUGUAUAUAUUUUUGAAAGGAAGACAACCUAAGGUAUUAAAUUUGGGGUAUGUUGACUCUUUUCAUGCAACCAUUUUACCACCAAUCUAUGCCAAAUUAAAAAAAAAAAAAAAUAAUUGGUGAUUUGUUUGACACACAUAGCAAUUUAAGAAUACAUGUACGGAGAACUGUAUGGGUUACUGCCAAAGAACAUCACAAUAUGUGUUCAGCAACAUAUCGAGUACCGUGAUACCCCCAUUUAUAGGUGUAUUGGGUUCUCUGGGGGCAAAAAUACCUUAUUUGGAGGGUGCGCAAUACAGUUUUCCAACUUGGAAUUUUCACAGCUGGUCAUCAUGCACCCAUGUCCUAUUUGGGACAUUUUUGAAACCGGCCAAUGUAAUUUACCCCAAUCAAACCAUAUAUUUUUUUUUAAAGUAGACACCCUAGCGUAUUUCAUAUGGUGGUAUUUUAACACUUUGAAUGCACUAAUUCUACCACCAGACUUUUGGGUAGUCAUUUUUUGUUUUGUUUUUCAUCAACAUUGUACUUUAGGCAUGGAUUCUCAGUUUCUGUUAUGUGUUACUGACAAAGAACACCCCAAUAUGUGUUCAGCAACAUCUACCAUGUUCAGGUUUUAUGGGUUUUUGCAACCACCUUCAGGGGUCAAAUGAAGGCUUUCCCCUUUUCCAUGUUGGCACAUUGAAAUUUGCCAGAUUGGUUAGCUGGGCCUAUGUUGUCUUUGAGACCAUAUAGCAGCCCAGGAAUGAAAAGUAACCCCAUCAUGGCAUACCAUUUGUAAAGUAGACAACCCCAGGGUAUUCAAAAUGGGGUAUGUUUAGUCUUUUGUAGUAGCCACUUGGCCACAAACGCUUGCCAAAGUUAGAGUUCAAAUUUUUUUACACAAAAACUGCACUUUUACUGGUGAUUUCAUCAUUGUGGUAUGUUUUACUGUUUUAAACACUCAUAUUUGUGUUCAGCGAAGUCUCCUGAGUAUAACAAUGCCCCCUAUGUACAGGUUUUAUGGUGUUUUGGAAAGUUAUAGGAUCAAUAUAGGGGAAUAUAGGUCUUCCAGAGGAAGGCUUCAUAGCUGAAACGUCGGUGGUUUUAUUUCUCCUGCUCUUGGUCAGUAUACCUUUUUAAUGGGUGAUUGCAUCUUGUAAUUUAUUACUGUGGUUUUUGGUACUAUUAAUGGGCUAUGCACUUUCCUUCUGUUAAGAUAUUCUGGUGUACUUUGUAUGUAUGAAUUAUCUCUUUUUUUAUGUGCAAAUUGGUGUGCCUUGGGAUCAUUGUUAUUUCUAUUUUGCACUAUUCAGUUUACCAGAUUGGUUUGUCUUUUGUGACUAUAUGGUAGCCCAGGAAUGUGAAAAUAACCCCAUCAUAGUAUACCAUUUUCAAAUGUAGACAACCCAGGGUAUUCAAAAUGGGUUAUUUCCAGUCUUAGUCACAAACACUGGUCAAAGUUAUCAUUUUUAGUGUGUGUGUGUGUGGUGUUCAAGUAGAGAGUGUAGCAGUAUUAAGUCCAGUCAUGUAGAUGUAAAAAACUUUAAAAAAUAAUCUUUUUUUAUAUAUAUAUAUAUAUAAAAUGUGUAUCUUGUAAUACCUUUUUUAUUGGACUAACAGAUUUUUUUAAUGACAAGCUUCCGGGAGAACCUCCCUUUCUCAAGUCUGAAGCAUUUCUGAGCACAUAGAAAUGACACAUAGAGUUCAAAGUUGAGUUGUGAUACAGGGGUUAAAGCAACUUUUCUAAUUUAUAUUUAAAAUCCUAUUAACUGGGAUGGGAAGAUAACCUGUGAUUGCAAGGAAACCAAAUAUAGCUAACAUCUUUGUAAAAAAAAAAUAAGCACUAUUUUGUAAAAAUGUAUAAGCCUAUAUUGUGUGUAAAACAUAUUUACUAUUUGUUAUAGUUAUUAUAUCUUAUUGGAAUUUAUGAGAAUAUUAUAUUAUGUCUCAUUUUUUUUUCCUUAUAGAGUGUUCAAUUACAACUUUAGAAAAAUUAAAAAAUCCAUUGAGUAAGACAGAACUUAAAAUUCUAAAUUUAAAAAAAAAAGACAAAACGUACUUUUUACGUGUCUUUUCUCUUUACUUUUUGUCAAUAUCUUCAAGUGCAAUAUUGACUGGCAUACUUUGCUUUAACCUUUUUGCUCUAAAUGCAACUACUUGCUCUAAAUGACUAUAGCACAAUGUGUGACUGUGUAAUGCACCACCUCAAGGCAAAGUAAUUUUCACAAAGAACGGAGUUUGUUAAAAGAAAAUUACUGAUAGAAAGUGUACUCUUUAGAGGCUAACAAUCUGUCACAAAAGUCUUUGUAAUUCAUCACAAACCAGGGAAAAUGGAUCACAACUAUUUACUAAUUGUGCUUCUUGACAAUCAGCUUCUCUGGGGAAGAUUUUUGGAUUUUGAAUCAAUUAAAUUAUCUUUUACAAUAUAAUGUCUAUUUUAUUAUCAACAGGUAUCUUAGUGUUUUAUAAACACUUCUAAACCAUCUACUACAUUUUAGUUUUUUUUAGUAGUGCAGCAUAUGCAGUAGAAGAUAUAUUUAUAUAUUUUUAAAUAAUUAAUAAAAUUUACAUACAAAUGCACACAACCAUACCCACAUGCACACACACACACCUUCAUGUACAUACAUCCAGAUAUAUUCUAAGACUUCAGCCCAUUGGUCUAAAUGCAUCCUGACUAUGAAUGCCAGAGCUAUCUUUCUAUUUGCAAUUUAAUGUUGGCCUUGCUAAGCUUUUGGCAGCAUCAUUUUUGUCUAAAUUCCAAAGAAAUUGCUUGUAGAGUAAAUACAAUCUUCACUGCUCCUUUAAAAAAAAAGUUUAAUAUUUUUUUUAAAUAAAGCUUGCACAAUUAAAAAAUAUAUUCAUUACAAUUAACGUAAUACUAAUAUAUAGAACAUUGUGCUGUCAAUGAUAUUUAAUAACAAUGUUACAAACCAUCAAGGAGUUCUAUAACAAUAAUACACAAGGCUGCAGACCGAGUGUCUUAAUAAUGUCAUUGAUCAUCAACGUUUUUGUAAUAUGCUAAAUGAUGUAGAAUUAAAGGUAUUGCAUUCCUUACAAUGCAUAGUUAGUGAAAAUGUCAUUUACACUAGGGGCACCAAGACACUGCUAUGUAUUUUUCUCUAUUACUCAAGCUUUACAUUGCCCUGUUGUCUUAUUUAUGUUUAAAUGUAAUAAUCAAAUAUAUUUAAAAGAGGGGGGUCUAUAGUGCCAAAAGCUAAACAUUUGUGGAUAAUGAAAAACAAAAAUGUCUGCAUAAUGCCAAGUCUGUAAAACAUAUCUACUAGGAACUACUACAUUAAAUAGUAAAAAGGUACUGUGGCAGAUUAUCAUUGUACACUUAUUGUAGCACCCUCAUAACGUAAUUUACACUUUUUACCUAACACUUUGAUGCUGUGCUAUUUUCUAGAUUCUCCUCUAAAAGUGAUAUUCGAGUUAGUGAAUCAUCUAGGUGUGUGGCAAAAUGGAACUAGGGCUGUCUGCCUGGUUGAACCAUGCUUCUAUAUUUAGAGAUGCUGGAAAAACAGAUUAAAAAAAAAAAAAGAUAUUAACACACAGGCAAGGUAACAUUUAAGGCAUCAGUAAUCAACAGAAAAAAAAAAUACAGAAAUAAGUAUCAACAAUACUUUCAGAAACAAUGGUAAUGGAACAGUCAAAAAGUCCAUGGCUUAUGAUUUUUCUUUGACCUUUUUAUCUAUUAUCUACAUUCUAUUAUCCUUGGCUUGUCCUGUAUUACUCUGUUUGCAUGUAUCAGUGUGUGCAGGUUGAGUAUUGUGUGUAUAAAUAUUGUCUGUGUGUAUUGGAAAACUGAGUGGCAUGUGGCUGCGCAUGGUUUUCCCCUCUUCUGCUUACCUUCCCUGGUGGAAGGUGAACAGGAUCCCUGGUGCUCUAGAGAAAUUUGAGCAAAAUCAUGGUCUGGUGGUCUGGUGGGAAAACUGGGGACCAUGAAGGUUCUCUUAAAGUGGUCUUUACCUGAUAUUGGUACAGAACUCGAAAUGCACUUGGUGAAGUUAGGAGACACAGAAGCCCUUUAGAUCUUGCUCAUUUAAUGGGUAAUUUGACUAUUUUAGAAUAAUUACCUGUUUUAUGUCACUGAAUUCUAGUCCGAAUUCUUUUCUUUGAAUUCUAGUCCAAAAGAAAAGAAGAAAGAAAGCUAUAACAAUAUUUAACAUUUUUAAAACUACCUCAGCCUCGCAAACUAGAAGUCUUAAAUGUCACAUUUUCUACCAGAUUAUGCAAGAAACCAGUGAAAUUCAAUGCAUGAAACCAUCACUUUAAGAAGAAACCAAAGAAGGUCAAAAUGUAAUUAAAUUAAAUUGAUAGCCUGUGUGAUAAAAAUCCAUCCAAUAUGACACCAGCUAUCUAACCAAUUAAGGAUCUAGGUUAACAUAACACAUUAAUAGUUAUAAUCAUUAAUAAAUAAAUAUAUGUACAAAAUUAUUUUUUAAAACAAUUUGAAUACAUUUGAAAAAAAAAAUAUGCUUACUGCAUCAAAAUUAUAACUCUACAAGAUCAGACACAGGUUGGGGGGAGGAGGGGGGGUAGGAAUGCCUUACCUACUGACAAUGCUGAAGUAAAUACACUAUUUCCUGAUUAAUCUGUGACUCCAACCAUGUGUCUAUCAGAGACUUGCUGACUUUUAGAUGAUGCUGAUUUUGGUGGAUCCCCUCUUUUCUGCUUGCCUUCAAAUCAUUCUUUUUUACUUGGUGUCACAACACAUUAAGAUCCUCAGCAAGAUACAAGGCAGCAAUCCUAACAAAGGCAAAAUAAGAAGAGAUAGGCAUAUUAUGGAACCUUAAAGUGGUUGGACUUAACACAAAGCAGGAUAAUUAAACUAAUGCUAUGGAUUUACUCUGAUCAGAAGGAGAAAAAUGAAAAUAUAAACAGCCAUGAUAAAAAUAAUGAAUAAGAAAAGUUACAGGGUUACUGAAAAUCAAUGUCAGGAAACAGCCAGGUCUGGUACACAUACAGGAACAGGUUUAUGUCAAAGUCUAACAUAGUGGUGAUCUGAUACACUAUAAAAUAAUAGCACUUUUAUGGGCUCUGAGACUUGAACAGCUGCUAAACAUAUAUAUAUAUAUAUAUAUGUAUAUAUAUAUAUAUAUAUAUAUAUAUAUAUAUAUAUAGACAAUCCAAUGAGGGAGGCUGCUCUCCGGACUUAAAACUUCAGUUUAUUAUUAUUGAUUAAAAAUGAUGACCAAUGUUUCGGUCCCCGCUCGGGACCUUCUUCAGUGUCAAAUACAACAAGACAAUACAGUACAUCGCAUAUACAAACAAUAUAUACCAUUAAUAAUUAGUGGAACGACUCACCAGGGUGUUCGCCCCGUCCCGCCGAUACCAAGUGCACUUCCGGGUAUGCGCGCGCACUACAAAGCGUGCCACGCCUCCCGUCAUGUGAUCAUACGUGCCUGACAUGAUGGACAGUCGGGAAACCUGGUUUCCAAGACAACUGUGUAAACAAAUAUAAAUUGUGAACGUGUCUGAAUACGCCAAUCCCAAUGCAAAAGAUAACUUAAGAAAAAUAGGAUUAUAUUUGUUUACAUAGUUGUCUUGGAAACCGGGUUUGUCUAUCUAUUGGAGCCUUGGUCUUGUGCCCGGUAGUGGUAUACUUUAAAUGUGAGUGCUGGGGAUCUAUAGAUAUUUUUGUAUAUAUAUAUAUAUUUUUUUAUAUUUUUUUACCUCCCCACCCUUUGUGCACCCGUCUGCAGUGCUAUCCAUUUAUCAUUUUAAUUUAAAUGUGCACAUUUAGCUCCUGUAUUACUGACAAUAUUUCAUCAUUAAUUAAUUUUUUUGUACAAGUUUGGUUUUCAUUUGAUGACAUGGAUGAAUUUCUUGUGCAAGCUGGCACCUAUAUGGAACAUGCUGAAACAUUACAAUUUACCCCUGAAGAAGCAUCCCAAAUUUUAUGGGAACAAACGAGCCAGGAGUUACCUAAUCAUACGUCUAGAGAUGUUUAUUUCAAAUUGCUACGUCUGCAUAAGAAAGGUGUGAAUUUGGACCUACAUGGUUUGUUUUUGUCGGAUUAUUUCAAGGCUAAAGUGAUUCCACGUGGCUUUAGGCUAUUAAAUAUACCAACGAUUGGUAGCAAUGGUAAAGCAACGGUAUGUAGAGAUUGGACUCAUGUUUUGAAUAAUGCCUCAUUAAACCUUAUGCUUAUAACAAUCAAAGAUGUUAAAGCGGCACUGUCAUGCCGAACUUACCUUUCCUCAAUCUCUUCCUCUUCUCCCCCUCUCUCAGGAUCUGUUCUUCUUUUCUUCCUGUCUUCUUUAGUUUUCUUUAAAAUCAUAAGACAAAGUAGGGACUCUUUGCCUUAUGGAGGAUUCCUCCGCUUGACCAGCUCUGACCAGCGGAGGAUCAAAGUGUGCUUCAUUUCCGCUGGUCAGAGCAAUUUUCCCAUGAUCCUUACCUUCCCUCUGUGUUCCCACGAUGCUUCCUGUCAUUUUAGACGAAACUGCCGAAUUGCGUUCUAACUAAAUGAGAACAGUAUGUUCGUUUGUUUUAGAACGCAAUUCGGCACUUUAUUCGGAUCGGAAUUUCAUUCUAAUGAAUGAAACUCUGAUCCUAUUCAUUUCCACGGCUGCAUCUUGCAGCCGCUUGGUAGAUAACUCCCUAAUUCCCACGGUAUCAGGGAGCUAUCUACUAAAAGGCUGAAAGACCAAAAUUGGUCUUUCAGCCACAUUUACUAAUACUAAGUAAAGAUUACUUAGUAUUAGUAAAUAAUAUGCCCCUACUCGCUAUAUCGCGAGUAGGGGCAUGUGUAGUAAGCAGUGAGCAGCUUAUAGCUGCUCACUGUAAAAAAAACCAAAAAAAACUAAUAACCCCCCCCCGCCCGUGGGGGCCCUAAAUAAAGAUGGGGGGGACCUACUGUCCUCCCCCCCUGGCCCCCACCCCUGAGCGGUGGGUGGGGGCCCUAAUAAAACAAGAAGGGGGGGGACCUACUGUCCCCCCCUGGCCCCCACCCCUGCACGGUGGGUGGGGGCCCUAAUAAAACAAUAAGGGGGGGGACCUACUGUCCUCCCCCCCUGGCCCCCACGCCUGAGCGGCGGGUGGGGGCCCUAAUAAAACACGGGUAUGAUGGACUUUUCUUUGGCCUUUUUGGGGGCUGAAGAAAGAAGAUUUUAAAAAAAAGAAGAUGUCAAAUGGUAAGUUUAAUUUCUUUUUACAGGUUAGUUAUUUUAUUCCCCCCUCACUAUUUUUAGGGUGAGGGGGGUAGGUAGGGGAUAGUUUUUUUUUUGGGUGGUGGGGGGGUGUGACUAGGGGCUUGGGACCCCUAGUCACCUUGAUUGGGGGGGUGUUUCAUUUAGGGCCCCCACCCACCGCUCAGGGGUGGGGGCCGGGGGGCAGGACAGUAGGUGUCCCCCCCUUAUUGUUUUAUUAGGGCCCCCACCCACCGCUCAGGGGUGGGGCUGGGGGGGAGGACAGUAGGUCCCCCCCUUAUUGUUUUAUUAGGGCCCCCACCCACCGUGCAGGGGUGGGGGCCAGGGGGGGAGGACAGUAGGUCCCCCCCCUUAUUGUUUUAUUAGGGCCCCCACCCAUCGUGUAGGGGUGGGGGCCGGGGGGGAGGACAGUAGGUCCCCCCCUUAUUGUUUUAUAAGGGCCCCACCCACCGCUCAGGGGUGGGGGCCAGGGGGAGGACAGUAGGUCCCCCCUUAUUGUUUUAUUAGGGCCCCCACCCACCGCGCAGGGGUGGGGGCCGGGGGGAGGACAGUAGGUCCCCCACCUAAUAGUUUUAUAAGGGCCCCCACCCACCGCUCAGGGGUGGGGGCCAGGGGGGAGGACAGUAGGCCCCCCCUGAUUAUCUUCAUGGCCCCCACCCGCCGCUCAGGGGUGGGGGCUGGGGGGAGGACAGUAGGUCCCCCCCCUCAUUAUCUUCAUGGCCCCCACCCGCCGCUCAGGGGUGGGAGCCGGGGGGGAGCACAGUAGGUCCCCCCCUCAUUAUCUUCAUGGCCCCCACCCGCCGCUCAGGGGUGGGGCCGGGGGGGAGGACAGUAGGUCCCCCCCCUUAUUGUUUUAUUAGGGCCCCCACCCACCGCUCAGGGGUGGGGGCUGGGGGGGUGGACAGUAGGUCCCCCCCUCAUUAUCUUCAUGGGCCCCACCCGCCGCUCAGGGUGGGGGAGGGGGGAGGACAAUAGGUCCGCCCCCCCUUAUUGUAAUUUAUGUAAUUUAUUUUCAACAGUGAGCAGCCACAGGCUGCUCACUGUUUAGCAGACAUGCCCCUACUCGCGGUAUAGCGAGAAGGGGCAUUUGGGAGAUUUUAAUCUCCCUUGUGCUAUUAUGGGGGUCAUAUUGACCCCCAUAGAGUGAGAGGGGGACCUGGGGGGGCUUAUGAAGUGGUGGGGAGCACUGCUCCCUGCCGCUUCUAUAGUUACAUAUUACAAGGAGGGAGCUGCGUGCCGGUAGCUCCCUCCUUGUAAUAACCUGCACGAACAAACAUACACUGAUACAUAGUGUUUGUUUGUUCGGCUGAUAUUUCUAUUCACUCAUUCGUCUGUCUGAUGAAUGAAUGAAUAGAUGAAAUUCCCGUUCGCAUGUCCAGGUGUUUCACUGGGCAUGUGCGGGAAUCUCACAGGCUAUCUAGUGUGGGCUGAUGACGUGUCCCACAGGGACUUCACCUACCCACACAAAGAUGGCGGCGCCCUGAAUAUAGAUCAGGGCAGAAAAUAAAGAUUUAAAAAGAGUUAAUCUGGAGGGCUUAGGGGUAUUUGGGGGUGACUAGUGGGUCAAUUGGAUGUAGUGGAGGCGGGAGGGGGGUUAAAAAAAAAAACGGGAUUUGGCAUGACAGUGCCACUUUAAGACUGAUCUAGCAGAAGUUAAACAGCAGAUCAUGACACUAGAAAUGGAACAAGCAAUUCUAUUGGCCCCAGCUGAUGGACUGAAAUUGCAGCAACAACUAAAGGUGGAAUUGCUUAAGUACAAGAAUGAACUGGUUAGAUUUAAAAAGCAAAAGUAUGAAAUGGUCCAACAAGACUAUAAGGACCACCGUGUAUAUAGGUGGCUAUCGGGUGACCGUCCAUCAAGACCAAGGCGAUUCCGGAAAAGGAUUGUCCGCCCGAAGAUUCCAACAAUAGACAUUACCUCUGGGGAAUUGACAUCGGAGAAUGAAACCCCUAAUGAAACAUCUGCUUUUUUAGGCCAGAUAGAGACGGGCACUGUCAUCAGGAGCAAGGUCAGAGGCGAAGAGGGUACAGAAAUAGGAGAGGGCGCAAGGGUAAAAGUGGUGCCAAGGGGAAAACCCCCCUAUCAGAGAUAAACCCCAUUUUCAAUCUCUCCAAUAGACAACUCAGUGAAACGGAAGUCAACAUCCUCAGUAAGGGACUAUCAUAUGUCCCUACCAGUUUGGCCAACUCCUUUAGGUGGAGUACUGAGUUGUUCCAGUUUGGAAGAAAUAUGAGGCUUAAAGAAUUAUUUCACUCUAUGAAUAAGAACACACCAUUAUCGACAUCUAUGGGCCUAGAGAAAUUCAGAGUUAAAUCUACAUUCGACCCACAAACUAUCAAAUCAUCUAUUAAGACAUCCCUUACAACCACAUGUAAGAUGACGCAAGAAGUUUUGUCUAAACAGCGAGAUAAACGGCACAAUAUCAGUAAAAAGGAGCGACGACUUCUUGAAAAUUUGUCCAAGGACCACACUAUAGUUAUCCGCUCAGCGGACAACUAUACGGACUAUGCGGAGGACCUUAGACACCAACUCCAAGAUUCAAAUACAUAUUGUCUUUUACCCGGUGACCCCACUUUUUUUACCCGGUGACCCCACGGACAUCCAAAGAAAAAUAUCUGAUGUAGUGGAUAUGGGCCUCAGAGCCAGUUAUAUCAGUCCUGAUUUGCAUAAAUUUUUGAAUAAACAACAUCCUCGCACUCCUAUCACUUAUAGUAUACCGAAGAUCCACAAGGACAUGAACAGACCUGCUGGCCGCCCCAUUGUUUCUGCUAUAGAAGGCGUUCUAGAGUCCAUAGCACAAUGGUUGGAUUUUAUAUUUAAAGGACCAGUAGAGGAGUUACAUACAUGUAUUAAAGACAUGCAGACUCUCCUGCAUAGAAUUAAAACAUUGGAAUUUGAUGGCAAGCCUCCAAUAUUUAUCACCAUGGGUGUUAAAAGCCUAUAUACAGUCAUCCCCCAUAAAGGGGGUAUUGAGGCAAUGCGACAGGUGUUAUGUGGUUCUUCGGUUUAUCGGGGCCCAACUAUCAAAUUCGUGUCUCUAAUCCUUCAUAACAACCACUUUAGGUUUGAGGAACAGUGGUACCUACAGGUAGCAGGAACAUCGAUGGGAUCAACCAUGGCCCCAAUGUAUGUAAACGCGUACAUGUAUGUAUACAUGAAGGUCCACAUACUGACCCCCUACCAGGAGAAGAUCAUUGGUUACUACCGUUUUAUAGAUGACCUUUUGAUCAUCUGGCUAGGUACUUGUAUUGAGGCACAUUCUAUGGUGGAUGAACUUAACUUACUCCCUAAACCUAUUAAAUUCACAACCAACAUUAGUGAGGAUAGAGUUCAGUAUCUGAAUCUGAAACUUUCGUAUGGGACAAAUGGAGUCCAGUAUACUUUAUUUUCAAAACCAACGGAUCGUUACACUUUGUAACAUGCAGACAGUGCACACCCCAUUCCUUUGAAAAAGUCUAUUCCCAAGGUGCAAUUCUAGAGGGUCAUCCGUAACAAUUCGGAUGACAAAAAGGCUGAGCUACAAUUGAAGGUUAUGACCCGGAAGUUUUGGGGGCUAUGACCGUCAGAUAUUGGAGGAUGCGCUGUUGAAAGCUAGAAUGGCUCCGGUGUGCAACAAGUUGGAUACUGUACAGAGGAUAGUAUUCCUCAUGACGUUUCAUAAUUCUUCUAAUGAAGUGACAGCAAUUGUUAAAGAAAAUUGGAGAAUGGUCGCCUUGGAUGAUACACUACCAAAGAUUUUCAAAGAAAGCCCAUUGAUCUGUUACAGGAAAAAUAAAAGCCUUAAAGAUAUGCUGGUACACACGGAUCCUGUGGAAAGUUAUUCCAGAGUGGACAAACACAACAUAAGGGGUGCAUUCAGUGUCUUGGGUGUGUAACCUGUGUACAUAUGAUCGCAGCAAAAAAGUUCAACCACCCACACACCAAUAAAACAUAUGACAUAAGACAUCCUAUCAAUUGUAAAACCCCACACAUUGUUUACAAAUUGGUAUGCCCGUGUGGCCUUCACUAUGUGGGAAAGACAGAAACACCCCUGUGCGAGAGGAUUAGGGGCCACUGUUCAAGCAUUAGGUUGGUGUAUAGGGAUGGACAGUCGGACAAGCCCAUUGCCCAGCAUUUUCUGGAUAAAAAACAUCCCUUAGCAUCUCUUAAGUUUAUGGGCAUUGACCAUAUCCCUUACCCCUGGAGAGGGGGUAAUAGAGGGAAAAUACUGCUUCAAGAAGAAGCGUUUUGGAUCCAUCAACUAAAUACGGUGUCGCCUUUGGGACUUAAUGAGAAUGUUACUUAUCAUUCUUUUUUAUAGGGAUGUCCAGCUAGCCAAUAUGUUUUUAAUAUAUAUAUGGUACAUGUGAACAUACAUAUGAAUAAUUAAUUUUAAAUAUCUAUGUAGCACUUUUAAUAUCUAUGUAGCACUUUAUAAUUAGCACACUUUCACUUUAAUAUUUAUUUUGCACUUUAAUAACUUAUAGUACUUUCCUUUAUAUAUAUGCACUUUAUUAUACAUACAUUUGCUAACUAUUGGUGCACUUUAUCUGAUGCACUUUACACUGAAUCACAUGUAUGUAUUAUUGUGCGGUAUUUCUUAUAGGAUUAUGACUUCCUACUAGUUACAUAUAUUCUAUAUGCACUAUCACAUUAGUAUUAUCAUCCUAUUCUUCUUAAGUUAUCUUUUGCAUUGGGAUUGGCGUAUUCAGACACGUUCACAAUUUAUAUUCGUUUACACAGUUGUCUUGGAAACCAGGUUUCCCGACUGUCCAUCAUGUCAGGCACGUAUGAUCACAUGAUGGGAGGCGUGGCAUGCUUUGUAGUGCGCGCACAUACCUGGAAGUGCACUUGGUAUCGGCGGGACGGGCGAACACCCUGGUGAGUCAUUCCACUAAUUAUUAAUGGUAUAUAUUGUUUGUAGAUGCGAU
Pelobates cultripes (western spadefoot toad) is the source of this 46408-nucleotide messenger RNA. NCBI's taxonomy places the organism in Eukaryota, Metazoa, Chordata, Amphibia, Anura, Pelobatidae. The record is from the annotation of a GenBank genome assembly.